Molecule: messenger RNA, 48712 nt
Organism: Schistosoma rodhaini
Lineage: Eukaryota; Metazoa; Platyhelminthes; Trematoda; Strigeidida; Schistosomatidae
Source: the annotation of a GenBank genome assembly
AUGUCAGAUAAAGCAAGUUCAUGUGAUUCAUCGGAUUUCUCUGAUGGUUAUCCAACAACAACAACAAUUAGUACAGUUGCAUUACAAGCUGGUAAUGCACGUAUUGUACUUGCAGUAUUACGUUGUGGAAGUUGGAUACGUGUUCGAAUUCAACGUAUGGAGCCAGAUCUUUAUGAUAUUGGUGGAAAUGCUGAUGAAGCUCGUUCAUUACAUGAAAUACAUCAACAUUUAUGUACUAAAUUAGCGUCGAAACAAGAACAAAUAUCUGAACUUUUAUCAAAAGCUGAUGAUUUGGUUACACAACAAACAUCAGACAAUCAAAGUCAAGUAUAUGCAGCAAUGGCUGAAUCAUUAAAUCGUGCUUGGCGUGAUUUACUUGGUAUAUUAACUCAACGUGGAAGAUUAUUAGAUUUAGCCAUGGAAUGUUUUAACUCAGCUGAAAAUGUAAUUCAACAAGCUGAAAGAGUUGAACACUUAUGUAUCACUGGUAGUUGGGGUCAUGACGUUAGUUCAGUUCGUCAAUUAAUUGAAGAACAUGAAAAUCUAAAACGUACUGGUUUACUAGAACCAUCUCAUAAUCUCCUAAAUUCAGCUAAUAAUUUAUUAGAAUUACUUGGUCGUAUGUCAAGUCAAACUGGUAGUUCAACAUCCACAUCAAAUACUGGUCCCAGACAUGCAAGUAUUGAAGCACGUGACCAUGUAGCUGCAAUUACAUCAAAAGCUGGAAUGACUAGAAAACAUGCAGAAGAUGUUUGGAAUCGCCGUGACCAUCUACUUCAAUUAAGAUUAACUGUUGUUUCUAGGGAAGCAGAACUGGAACGUAUCGUCGAUUGGUUUGUCAAGAUUGGUGAACCUCGUUUUUCAGAUAUACAAGUUGGAACAAGUUUAUCUGAAUGUCAAACUAAUUUAGAUAGAUUAAUGAUACUAACAGAUGAAGUACGUGAUUUACAAAAUGCACAUUCACAUUUAACUCAAAAUCUUCAUCAAGCAACAACUACUGAUUCUUGGCGUAGGAAACGUGAAAAAAGUGUAUCUGAAAUAUUACGUGUACAAGAACAAGAAUUAGGCAUUCAUUCUACAUCAUUAAGUAUGGAUAUAGAUAAUGAAAAUGAAUUGAAAACUAUUCAUGAUUCUGAUACAUGGCGUGUUACACAUGGUGCUUAUUCUGAAUUAAUUACACGAUUAAGAACUACAGAAUCUUAUAUUUGGGAAUUUUUAGAUCGAAUUGAAAAUCGUAGACGUCAAUUACAUACUAGUGUGAUUUAUUAUAGUGAAAUCAAUGUGUUACUUAGCCAAAUCUAUCAACUUGAAUCCGAUAUGAAAAGGACACGUGAUCUUCAGCAAACUGGAUUAGAAGAAAUAUAUUAUAAUAAAUUAACUGAUAUAGAAGUACGUGUACCUGGAUUAAAACAAACAAUGAAUGAGUUAAGAACAAGUUAUAAUGAAAAACUUAGAACAUCUAAUUUAAGAUCACAACUUGGUGUUACAACACAAUCUUAUCUUGAUGAAUUGGAUCUCACUUCAACAGCAGCAGCUUCAGUUACUGGGAAAAUGCGUGAAGUAGACGAAGGAAUUACUAGAUGCCGAGAUCUGUUGAAUCAACAUAAAGAAUUAACUAUCAAAAUACAAAAACGUGAAGAAACAGAAUUGCGGUUAAAUGAACUGAGUAUGUGGUUAAGUCAAAGGAUUCAUCGUUCACUCGUGGAGUAUGGAAGGUAUGGCACAACAGUUGAACAAGUAGCUGAUUUUGAAGACGUACAUCGUCGUCUUCAACGUGAGCUGCAAUCUAGAGAACCUGAUUUAGAGGAAUUAAGAAUUGCAAUUGGUCGACUAUCUCCACCUGCUGGUAGAUCAAGCGCACAGGAUCGUUUAAAUGAACUAUCAUCUUGUUGGACACGUUAUAGGCAAAUUAUUCAAUUACGAUUAGAAUUAGCUAAUCAAUUCUCUUCUUUAUUAAAAGGUAUCCGUGAAAAUGAUGUUCAUUUUAAUUCGAUCAUUCAAAAAAUGAAUGAAGCUGAUAGGAUAACAACUAGUUCAGAUUUUCAUCCAAGUUGGAUCCAAGUUAGUACUGGUGAUAAACAACAAAUAGCUGAACGUAUUCGACGUGAAUUAAAUAUAACUACAAGUAGUUUAGAAGAAGAACAAAUAGUCAUUCGUCAAUUUAUUAAUCAUAUUACUCAAAGAGCUGAUCAAGAUCUACAAAUAAAUGAAACCAUUCAUUUUUGUCAAGUUCAAAUAGAAUUAAACAAUAAACGUUUAAAUCAAUUACGUGAUUCAUGGAAUAAUUGUCAACAAUUAUGGGAUCAAUAUAAACUUGCUCAAGAACAAUGGAAUAUAUUUACACAAACAGCUCAUCGUUUGGAUGAAUUAAUAACAUCAUCACUUUCACGUAUGUCCAGAACACCAUUACCAAGUCAACCACAUGAACUUUCAGAAGUUUUAAGGGUUCAUCAUAAUGAACGCAAUGAAAUUGAUCAUUUAACAUUAAAUUUAAAAACAGUAUCUCAACAAUUAGGUUCUAUGAUUGGUGCACAACCAGAUGAUCAUGAUCAUAAUGGUCAAAGUUGGAGAUUUAUUGAAGUACCAAAUAAAUUCACUACUGGUCUACCAUUAUCAACUAUAGGAAAACGUUUACGUUCAGAAAUGUGUUUACAAUUAGCUGGUUUAGAAACAAGAUGGAAAGCAUGGGAUAAAGCAUGGACAUCAAGAAGUAUACAAUUGGAACGACGUUCUACACAUUUUGGACAGUUAACAACUAUUGAGGAGAUAGAAGCAGAAAUUGUUUCAGCUGAAAGAAAAUUACAACAGAUUAUGGGAAUGGUCUCAUUAACUACACCAUUAUCACAAGUUCAAAUGGCUGAUAAAGAUCUUAGUCAAAUUGAAGCAACAAUACCAGUUUUGCAUAGUCGAAUACGUUCUAGUGCACCUGAUAUGAAAUUACAAUUAAUUCAUGGUGAACCAUCACCAACAGAAUAUACUGGAACAAAUAUUGAUUUGCUGAAUGUUUCAAAACGUCAUGAACAACUUGAAAUACGUUUAACAACAUUUACAGAAGAAACUGUACGAUGUCGUACAGAAAUUAAUUUAACUUUACGUUUGUUAAAUGCCGUAGAUACAGCACAGAAAGCUUUAUCACAAAUAACAUUUAAUUUAAAUCGUGUUAAAAAUCAAUUACCAGAGAUUACUUCAGAGAAUCGUUAUCAAAUUGAAGAGAUACGUUUUGAUAUUUCAGAACAAAUUAAUCGAGGACGUGUAUUAGCUGAUGCACAUAUACCAAUCUUGGAACAAUUAUCUAUUGAAUAUCCACGUCCUAUGGAAGCAAAACAAUUUAUACAACCUAUUGUAAAUGAAUUUCAAUCAUCUAUUAAUAAUUUAACUCAAUUAUCCGAUGAAAUUCGUGUAAGAACAGAACAAUGUAUUAAUUUACAACGAUUACAACCUACCCAUAUAUAUGAUGAUCAAAUUAAAGCAACAACAGUUACAAUGCCAACAAAAGCAAAACCACCAAUAAUUAUUAAACCAUUAGAAAAUAUAACUAUAGAAGAAGGUAAAAAGAUUAUUAUGGAGACAAUAUUUGAUUCUGGUCUUCCACCAGAUGCCAACCCUUAUGAUACUAAUCAAUUACAAGUAACUUGGUACAAAGAUGGAAUACCUGUAGUUACACCAGACUAUGAAGUCAAUUUAACCGAGAAUACAGCAAGUUUAAAAAUAUCUGAAACUUUAAAUGAAGAUAAUGCUAUAUUCACAUGUUAUAUCAGUACACCAUAUGGUAAAGCUGAGACAAAGUGUACAUUAACAAUAAUAGAUACAAAAAGUCCAAUACCGAUCAAUGAAAGUUUAGUUCAACCUACUAGGAAUGUAAAAGAACAAAAGCCUAUUCGUGAACUUGGUGAUCCACCUGAAUUUAUCAAACAUCUUAAAUCAACGUGUAUAGAUGAAACUAAUGAAUUGGUUUUAGACUGUCAAGCAGUUGGUUUACCUGUCCCAUUUUUAUCAUGGUAUAGAAAUGGUCAAUUAAUUGAUCAAAAUCCUGAUUUUAAAAUUACUCAAUUAGCUGGAUCAGGAAUAUUGAGGAUUCCACAAUGUCGAAUGAUGAAUCAUUCUGGAUUAUAUUUAUGUCGUGCUACUAAUCCAUAUGGUGAAUGUUCAACCACUUGUCAAGUGGAUAUAAAACCAGCUCAACCACCAGUUAUUAUUCAACCAUUACAAAAUGUUAAUCUUAAAGUUGGUGACAGAUGUAAAUUAACUGUUCAGUAUAAGAGUGAACUUCCAGUUGAAGUAGAAUGGUAUCAUAAUGAUAUGCCAAUUCAAGGAGAGGUGGGUCGUCGACGCAUUACAAUGGAAUUAAAUAAUAUGGUCAGCUUACAUCUUCUUAUGGCUUCUGAUUUAGAAGACGGAAAAUAUAGUUGUACAGUUCGUAAUGCGGCAGGUUCAGCUACGACAUACUGUAAUGUUACUGUCCAACCAACAGAUGCAAGAGAAUCUUUAUUACCAUCACAAGUGACACUACGACCAACAGCUCCACGCCGUAGAAGGGACUUACAGUCUGAUGUAGAUGAAGUAUUUGAACCAGUUAAAAUACCAAGAAUAGUUCAGUCACCUACUAGAGUCACAGAAGAACAAGUGAUUCCAGUCAGUGCAGUUAAAGGAGCCUACCCGUAUACGAGUCCAAAAUAUUCUCAAAGAGCUGUUUCAGUACCACCUACAACAACAGCUUCUGUACCUUUAAGAAUACAAACGAAUGUCAGAGGAUCACGUCCAGUAUCAGAUUAUGGUAGACCACCACAGUUUAUUCUACCAUUGCAAAAUGCUGGAGUGAAUGAAACGGAAAAAAUUAAAUUGGAAUGUCAAAUUACCGGGAUUCCUGAACCAAAAGUCACUUGGCUUAAAAAUGGUAUCCCAUUAGCUAAAUCUAAUUCGUAUACAAUUAAAGAGAUUGGACAAUAUCAUUGUCUAAUCUUUUAUGAUGUAUUUCUUGACGAUCAAGGUGAAUAUACAUGUGUUGCUGAAAAUCCUUAUGGACAGGCAUUUAGUUCAUGUAGAAUGGAUGUUGAACCGAUCUGUGCAGAUGAACAACCAACUGAUAGUGAACCGACGUUAGUAAAACCAUUACCACCAAGUUUAUCUGUUGUAGAAGGUGGAUCAGUUGAAUUAACAUGUCAAUUCACUGGAAGGCCAUUACCUUCUAUAGUAUGGUUUAAAGAUGGUAAACAACCACAAUCUUCAACUAAUUUUCAGACAUUUCAAGAUUCUGGUUUUGCACGUCUUUAUAUACCAAAAGUUGAAAAAGAUAAAACUGGUAUGUAUGAAGCUGUAGCAACAAAUCCAUUGGGUAGUUGUUCUACCACUGUAUAUAUGGAAAUACUUCCAUCUAUACGAACAUCUAUUGAUUUAUUGCCAACAAUUUCACCAGUAAUGAGUGGAAGUUCACCUGAAUUUACACGAAUAUUUAAAGAUGUUUAUAUUGAAUCAGAACGUUUGGAAGAAGUAGUACUUGAAUGUUCGGUAGUUGGUGUUCCAACACCAGUAGUAUAUUGGACACAUAAUGGAAUAAUUAUCAGACCGGAUGAUCAACGUUAUACUAUUGGUCAAGGACCUGGUCCUAAUGAUCAUUGUUUAAUUAUUCGACGACCAGGACCAGAAUCAUCAGGUCGUUAUCAAGCUAUAGCUGAAAAUCUUCAUGGAAGAGUUACCUGUUCAGCAUUUAUAAGUCCUAUUGGUUAUAGUCAAACAAUAAUUAAAAGACCUCCAUCUACGAUGAGUUUAACAAGGCAUACAGUUACACGACAAAUAUGUCCUCGUGAAACAUCAUUACCUCCAUCACCGGCAAGUACAGCUCCAAUCAUUUCACCACAAUCAUUGGCUACAGUUCAAUUAUCUUUAUCACCAGUACGAUUUCAAAGAGAAACAUCGGCUCCACCAUCACAAUAUUACUUGACAAGACAUCAUUUACAAAUAAGACCAAGACAGCCAACACCACCAAUUCAACUCACUUUUGCAUUACCACGUAAAGAACAAUCAUUAAGUCGAACAGAGAUAAUACGACCUGUUGAAAGUCAGUUAAAAUUACAAGGACAAGUAAAACAUUAUAGUAGUACACAACAUUUAUAUAAGAAACAAAUUACACCAAUUGUGCCAACUAUUGAAACACGUUAUUCACGACGUGUUGCUAGUCAACCACGUCUUUCACCAGGUUAUUCAUCAGAAGAAGAACAUGAACAUAGUAUGUCUGUUGUACCAAUGGUACGUCAUUAUAAAACACGUAUGGAAAGAAAUCUAGUAACUAGACCAUAUAUUAUGUCUGGUUAUAGUACAGUAAAAGAACAUAAACGUACAUUACAUAUUACACCAAUGAGACGUGAAUAUCAAACAUCAUUAGAACAUAAUUUACCAGCUAGGCCAACAUUAGAAAAAGGUUAUGCAGCUGAAGAAGAACGUGAAUAUGAAAUGAAUGUAGUACCUGUUGUACCUCAUACAGAUUAUAAAACUGAAUUAACAACUGAUAUUUAUAGUAAACCAGAGGUGACAUCAGGCUAUACUACAGAAACUGAACAUAUUCGAUCAUUUGAAGUUACUCCGAUGGUACCGGAAUAUCAUACAAAAAUGGAACGACAAAUAGCAAGUCAUCCAAUACUUGAAGCUGGUUAUUCAUCAGAAGAAGAACAUGAACAUAAAUUGGAUAUUAUACCUAUGACUACUUCAUAUAAAACUGAACUAAACACUGAUAUAUCCUCUAAACCAGAAUUGAUGCCUGGAUAUGUCGUUGAAACUAAACAUCCUAUAAAACUUGAAGUUACACCAAUAGUUCCAGAAUAUCGUACUGAAUUAGAUACAAAAGUUGCUAGUCAUCCACAUUUAGAAGAAGGUUAUACAUCAGAAGGUGAACAUGAGCAUCAAAUGGAAUUGAUCCCGUUAGUGCCCGAAUACAAAACACAACUAUCAACAGAUUUAUCAGCAAAAACUGAAGUGAUUAGUGGAUAUGAAAGUCGAUUACAUUAUGAAAAAACUUAUCUUAUGGAAACUCAAUUAAAACAAUAUGAAACUGCUAUUUCAACUCAUCUACCAAGUAGACCAUCUUUAACAUCAAUAUUUGAAUCAACUCUUGAACAUGAAACAAAUAUGAAUGUCGUUCCAGUUGUACCACAAAUUGAACAUCAUAAAAGUCAAUGGAUUACUGAUUUCUAUGCUAGGUACCGUCCAGUGGAUGUAAUUGUUGAAGUACCUAUUCCACCAGAGUUUGUAAGACCUCUAGCAAAUGUUGUAGCUGAUGAAGGAGCGUGUGUUGUUAUAGAAGGUCUUGUGAAUGGUACGCCACAACCCAAAAUAUCAUGGUAUCGUUCUGGACGUCAAUUAUCUGAUGGUCCUGAUUUCCGUUUAGAUUAUACAAACAAUCGUGUACGACUAACACUUAGUGAAGCUUUUCCUGAUGAUGCAGGUGAAUAUACUUGUGAAGCUGAAAAUAUUGCAGGUCGUGCACAAAGUACUGCAAAUUUAAUAGUACGUGGUCGUUUAAUGACACCAAGAUUUAUAAAAGGACUUGAAAAUCAAGUCAUAUAUGAAAGAGAAUCAGUUCGAUUAAUUGUUAAAGUAGAUGGAUAUCCACCACCAACAGUUACAUGGACUCGUGAUGGUCAUGAAAUCACAAGUUCUCCUAACUACAUACUUGAAUGUGAAGGUGAUGGUAUAUAUGCACUUAAUAUACCUGAAGCAUUCUUUCAAAAUUCUGGUCGUUAUGCUGUCAUUGCUGAGAAUCCAGCUGGAAAAUGUAUUUCUUCUGGUUUAUUAACCGUUUUAGAACCAGAAAGACCUUAUCCUCGUGAAUUAGAUAAGUUAUGUCUGAGCCAAUUGACAGUGCAAGUAGAAGGUUUAAAACAAGUUCAUAUACCAUCCCCAGAACCUAAACCAUAUCCGGAGAAGCCAUAUUUCACAAAGACAUUUAGUCCAGAAAUAGAAAUAUGUGAAGGUGAACGAUUGGUUUUAAUAGCUGAAGCUUGCGGCAAUCCAAUACCGUUCAUUAAAUGGUAUCUAAAUGGACAACCUUUAGUUGAUAGCCCAGAUCAUCAACAAACUCAAGUUGGACCACCUGUAUCUGAUGUGAAUGAAUUACAACCUCAUCCGAUAAUAAUGACAGGACAUUUAAUUAUGAAUGAACUAUUCCCAGAAGAUUCUGGUCUUUAUACAUGCAUAGCAGAAAAUAUGGCUGGUCAAGCAGAAGUUAUGGCUAAUAUAAGUGUUAUACCAAAAACCAUAAGCGAUACAAAAAAACCAACUAUUCAACCACCGGAGUUUAUUAAAUUCCCAGAAUCUCCAGUAAGAGUUCAACCUGAUCAAGAAUUGAUACUAGAAGUGGAAGUUAAAGGUUUACCACUAAAUUCAUUGAAUUGGUAUCAUAAUGGAAUGAUUGUGUAUAACAAUCCGAAUCAAUUCAUUCAAAAUAUACCUAAUACAGGGAUUACAAGAUUAAUUAUUCAGCAAAUUCAACCAUAUGAUCAAGGAGAAUGGAUAGUGACAGCUACAAAUCCAGCUGGUUCAUGUUCGAAAUGUCUACAGAUAAUUCGUGAAGAGCCUAUAUCUGUUCUGCCAGAGCCAGUCGUUCAUACUGAAUAUGAAUUGAAAUUAAGUCAUCCAUCUAUGGAUAUCACCGACUUAUCGCAUACAUAUCAACAACAAACAAUAUUUAUACAACCAGAAAUGAUUCCACCCAAUUUCAUUGAACGAUUUCCAAGUGAACUUAAAAUAAAUGAAAAGAUCCCAUUGCAUAUAAAUGGCAGAGUUUAUGGUCAACCCAAACCAAGCGUACAAUGGCUUAAAAAUGGGAAACCAUUGUAUUCAGAUGAAAGGAUACAUUAUCAUGUAUUGGAUAAUGGUGAAGUGAGAUUGGAAAUUACAGAACCUACUGAAACUGAUACUGGAAUUUAUGUAGCAUCGGCGAAAAAUCCUGCUGGAGAAGAUCAUUGUAUUGUUAACCUCUCCGUUGUACCUCUAUCAAGUGUUGCCCCAACUGGUCAACCACCAGUAUUCUGUAGAGGUCCUCUUCCUUGGUCUCCGACAGAAGUUGGUCCAAUAAUCACAUGUCCUGGUGUGUUACAUUUACAAGAAGGUCAGCCUGUUCGCUUAGAAGCUGAAUUAAUCGGGAAACCAAGCCCAACAGUAUCAUGGUUUAUUAAUGGUCGUCCGAUUACCAUGGAUAAAACACACAAGAUCGUCCCCAUGCGUGCAAACGUAUGUUCACUAAUUCUAGAUACACCAGUACCUAACAUUGAUUCUGGUGUCUGUAGUUGUAUUGCUACUAAUCAAUUUGGUCAAGCUGAACUUCGAUUUAAUAUACAUGUCGAAAGUAAGCCACAAACAAUUUCACAGGCUCCUCGGUUCAUACAAAAACCACCCACUCAACUGACAGUACCCCUUAAUGAGGAAGUUACAUUGUAUGCGGUUGCAGAAGGUAUACCACAACCAAUACUAUCAUGGCAUAAAGAUGGAAAGUUAUUCACUGGAACAUCAGAUGGUCGUAUUCAAAUUUUAACAAAUGAAUUAGAGACAACACUUCAUAUUGCAGCUUUACAGUCUGAAGAUUUAAGUACAUGGCAAUGUUUGGCUGCGAAUAUAGCUGGAACUGCUUCAGCAAGAGCAAAAAUUUCAGCACCAAUUGAAGAAAAACCUAGAGAAAUAAUUCGAAAGUUUAGUAUACCAAAGAAACAACCAGAAGGACUACAAGAAAUAACCUCUCCUAAUCCAAUAAUAAUGUCACCACCUCAAUCAGUAUGCAUAAAUGAAGGUGAAAAUGCUCGUUUUACAGCUCAUAUUGUAGCAAAUCCAUCACCAAUUGUAACAUGGUACGUGAAUGGUCAACCUGUACCUUCUUAUGGAGUUAUACAGGCACAACAACCGGAAAGUGAAGAAAUACGAUACAUUAGUAGAUUUGAUGGUUUAAUUUAUUAUCUAGAUAUGCAAAAAUGUAGACCUGAAGAUGCAGGUGAAAUAUUUGUUGUAGCUCAACGAAGUGAUAUUUCACCAGAAUUAGUAAAUAUUGAACCAAAUGCUGUUGUAAGUGCAUCUGCUAAAUUGGAAGUGAUACCAGUAAUUGAUUUACGUGCACAACUUAAACCAAUUCCAAAACCAUCUGUUGAAGUAAUACCUGAAAAAGUUAUACCAAUACAAGAAGGUCCUACAAUGCGUGCACCACGGUUCUUGAAAUUCUUACAACCUCAAACUGUUCCUGAAUCUUCAGAAAUAAUGUUUUCAGUGGAAUUUGAUGGUGAACCAGCACCUGAAGUUAUCUGGACACGUGAACAAGUCGAUAUAAGUAAUAAAGAAAACUAUAAAAUAACAACAACAUCAACAACUAGUCAACUUGUUAUUUCAAAAGUUCUUUUAGAAGAUACAGGAAAUUUCUCAGUUACAUUACGUAAUCCAGCUGGACAAGCUUGUAGUAAAUCAAGGCUUACAGUGACACAAAUUAAAGUGUCAGGAAAAGCACCUGAAUUCAUACCACCCUUAAUAGAAUCACAGAUUGUAGAAACUGGAGAACCAAUCACAUUUGAAUGCAAGGUUACUGGUGAACCAACUCCACAAGUUCAUUGGGAACGAAAUGGAGAACGGUUACCGCUGAAAGACCUUGAACAUAUACGCGUAUUUGAUGCCCCACCAUUUCAUACUCUUGUAUUGUGUGAAACUGUACCAGACGAUUCUGCCGAGUAUCGUUGUGUAGCAAUAAAUGCUCAUGGACAAUCAAUUUGUAAAGCAAAUGUUACUAUACAAGCUAAACCAGCUGCUAUUGUCCCACCAAGAAUUAUUCAAGAACCAAAAAGUGUAACUGUCAUGGAAUCUCAACCGGUUCAACUAAUUGCACUAAUAGAAGGUACACCAAUGCCAGAAAUUACUUGGCUAUUCAAUAAUGAAAUUAUCAAACCAUCACGUUACUUUCUUCCUGAAGUUCGAUCUGAUGGUUAUACAAUACUUAAUAUAUCAAGUGUUUAUCCAGAAGACACUGGAAUUUAUACAGUACGUGCUGUAAAUUCUGGUGGAGAAGCUCAAGCAUCAGUAGAAGUCUCAAUUUCUGCUCCAUUACAAACUGCUCCACAAUUUGUUAAACCUUUACCUACUGAGAGAAUAGAAGUAAAAGAAGGUGAACGAGUAUUCUUAGAAGUUGAAGUUUCAGGAGAACCUAUACCUCAAAUUGAUUGGUAUCUUAACGGUCAAUCUUUACAAUCUGUAUCAAAUUGGAAAAUUAAAACGGAUAGAUAUAUUUCACAAAUUGAAUGUAAUGUAAUCUCCAUGACUGAUGGUGGAGAAAUUCUUGUCAGAGCAACUAAUUCAGUUGGUCAAACAACUACGCAAACAAAAGUGGUGAUAAUCCAAUCAGGACCCAAACCAAGUCCACCAGUUUUUCAAAAACGUCUGCAACCUCAAGUAAAAACACCAGAACAUCACACUGUUACGUUGGUGUGUUCAGUAAAUGGAUAUCCAGAACCAACUUUACGAUGGUUUCAUAAUGGUGUAGAGUUUGAACCAGUUUUAAUAUCAUCCCUUUCUCAUGAAAUGACUGCUAAGAGAGAAUUAUAUAUUGAUGAGGCAACACAUACAUAUACAUUACACAUACAUGAUUUAAAUGCUUUUGAUGUUGGAGAAAUUAUGGUACGUGCAGAAAAUGAACUUGGCAUAACUAUGUGUAGUAGUGUAUUAGAAUUAGAAAUUAUUGAUGGAAAAAUUGUUGAACCACGUUUUAUUCGUCAACCACCAGAAAGAAUUGAAUUACAACCUGGAGAUAGUGCUCAACUAGAAUGUGAAGUGGAAUCACAACCACCUGUUACAUUUAAAUGGUAUUUAAAUGGAUUACAAUUAGAUCAAUCAAAUAAACAAUUUAAACUUCUUGAAGAUAUAAAUCGUACAACUCUUAUUAUUCCAUCUGUUCAAAAAGAUAUUCUUCCUAGUGAAGUAACUAUUGAAGCUGCUGGUCAAACUGGUACAAAAAUUGUGACCUCUUCCAUUCUAGUAAUGACUGCAAAAACAGAUGAUUUAUCAAUGCCUGAACCACCAGAAUUACGUUUUACUCGACAACUUCCAUCAAAUUUAUCAUAUAAUGAAAUGGAUGAAACAAUUAUUCUUGAUGUAGAAAUUGAUAAACCAGAAAUAUCAUCCAUUGAAUUACCUAAACCUACAUUUAGUUGGUAUAUGAAUGGAAUAGAUAUAUUUUUAUUACCACCUGAAAAGAAACCUGAACGUUAUAAUAUAACACAAGAUAAUCCAUGGCAUAGUCGAUUAACUAUUAAUAAACCUGAUACAUUGGAUUCUGGUGAAAUCACUUGCUUUGUAACCCGUUUAACUGGUACAAAAGAAGAGAAAAUCUAUACUACAUGUAAUCUUGAACUUACUUAUCAACCAAUCCAACAAGAAGAACCAUCUAAACCAAUUAUAUCUAAACUUGAAUUUGCACCACAAUUUAUUCAAGGUUUACCAGAAAAAUUAACACCCGAAGUUGGAUCAACUGUAGUCAUGGAUAUUAUAUUAAAAUCAAAUCCAAUACCAGAUAUCCAAUGGGUAAUUAGUUCACCAAUAACAGCUGAACGAUUUGAAUUCUUCGGUCCAGAACAUAUCGACGAUGUCACAUUACAAUAUCGUGCUAUAUUACAUAAUUAUCAACCAGAUAAAGAUGAUAAUACUAUGUUACAAAUUAUAGCUACAUCUCCAUUAGGACAAUCUACAUCAAUUUGUUAUAUUCAACCAAAAGAACAACUAGAAAUUGUCAAUGUACAAUUUGCUAAAACAUUAAAUUCACAAUUAGAAGUUGUAUUAGAUCAAUCAAUUGAAUUAGAAUGUUCUAUUAUACCAACAAAUAUACCUAUUGAAUUUCGUUGGUUUAUUAAAGAUUUAGAAAUUACUUCAGAACAUAAACCAUAUGAAAUAAUAACAACUAAUUAUACAUCAAUAUUAAAAAUUCCUAAAAUUACUACUGAAUUAAUAGAUAGUACUAUUCAAGUAUUAGUAGUAUAUCCAUAUGGUGAAUUAAAAAGUUCUUGUGAAUUAUAUACGAUAUCUGAAAGUCAUUUACCGAUGAUUGAAGAUGUUAUUACUGAAUUACCAACGAUCCCAGAAAUGGUAACCAUUCAAUCAAAACUAAUUGAACAUGAAUAUGAUUUUGAUUUUAUUAAACCAAUUCAUUAUGAAAUACAACAACAUUCAAAUGAUGAAUAUACUUUAGAAUUAGAAUGUCAAUUAAUAACAGAUCAACAACCAGCAUCUAUUAAAUGGAGUCAUGAAGGUGUUGAAUUAAAUAUUUCUGAUCGUAUUGAACAGGUUUAUGAAUAUGAAAGUGGUUUAGCUAAAUUAAUUAUACAUAAUAUUACACCACAAGAUAUGGGUGAAUAUACUUGUAUUGCUACACAAGUUCAACUUCAAUCUUCACAAGUUGAACCAAUACAGAAAACAAUAACUACAAGUACUGUUGUGGAUAUAGAAGUUCCUGAAACGACAGAAGUUGUGCCAACAGUGACUGAGAAGGUUCUCACCUUCUUACAACCAGUAACACCGAAUAUCCACACUGUACAAGACCAUAAGGAUCUUGAACUGGAAUGUCAAAUUCAAGCAGAUUUAAAGCCUAUUGAAGUCGUGUGGGAAGUUGAUGGCAAGGAAUUAACUCAAUCUGAUCGUAAUGAAAUGAUCUAUUUUGAAGAUAGUGGAAUAGCUCGUCUAAUAGUGCAUCAAGUGAUUCCAUCGGAUUCUGGUGAAUACACUUGCAGAGUUCAAGGUGAGGUGGUUGAAGCUGAGACCAAACAACAAAUGACUAAAACAAUUUCAUCUGGCUCAAUUGUUACAAUUGAAGUUCCUGAAACGACAGAAGUUGUGCCAACAGUGACUGAGAAGGUUCUCACCUUCUUACAACCAGUAACACCGAAUAUCCACACUGUACAAGACCAUAAGGAUCUUGAACUGGAAUGUCAAAUUCAAGCAGAUUUAAAGCCUAUUGAAGUCGUGUGGGAAGUUGAUGGCAAGGAAUUAACUCAAUCUGAUCGUAAUGAAAUGAUCUAUUUUGAAGAUAGUGGAAUAGCUCGUCUAAUAGUGCAUCAAGUGAUUCCAUCGGAUUCUGGUGAAUACACUUGCAGAGUUCAAGGUGAGGUGGUUGAAGCUGAGACCAAACAACAAAUGACUAAAACAAUUUCAUCUGGCUCAAUUGUUACAAUUGAAGUUCCUGAAACGACAGAAGUUGUGCCAACAGUAACUGAGAAGGUUCUCACCUUCUUACAACCAGUAACACCGAAUAUCCACACUGUACAAGACCAUAAGGAUCUUGAACUGGAAUGUCAAAUUCAAGCAGAUUUAAAGCCUAUUGAAGUUGUGUGGGAAGUUGAUGGCAAGGAAUUAACUCAAUCUGAUCGUAAUGAAAUGAUCUAUUUUGAAGAUAGUGGAAUAGCUCGUCUAAUAGUGCAUCAAGUGAUUCCAUCGGAUUCUGGUGAAUACACUUGCAGAGUUCAAGGUGAGGUGGUUGAAGCUGAGACCAAACAACAAAUGACUAAAACAAUUUCAUCUGGCUCAAUUGUUACAAUUGAAGUUCCUGAAACGACAGAAGUUGUGCCAACAGUGACUGAGAAGGUUCUCACCUUCUUACAACCAGUAACACCGAAUAUCCACACUGUACAAGACCAUAAGGAUCUUGAACUGGAAUGUCAAAUUCAAGCAGAUUUAAAGCCUAUUGAAGUCGUGUGGGAAGUUGAUGGCAAGGAAUUAACUCAAUCUGAUCGUAAUGAAAUGAUCUAUUUUGAAGAUAGUGGAAUAGCUCGUCUAAUAGUGCAUCAAGUGAUUCCAUCGGAUUCUGGUGAAUACACUUGCAGAGUUCAAGGUGAGGUGGUUGAAGCUGAGACCAAACAACAAAUGACUAAAACAAUUUCAUCUGGCUCAAUUGUUACAAUUGAAGCUGUUGAAAAAGAAGACAACCUUGCUUCUCCAAUUUUUGUUCAGGAAUUAACACCAUUAAAUAUUUCUGAAGGUGAAGAAAUUUAUUUAACAGCUACUGUUAAAGGAAAUCCGCAACCUGUAGAAGUGAUUUGGAAACAUAAUGGAAAUAUACUUCAGCCAGAUAUGACUGAUGCUGUAAUAUUCUAUACUCCUGAAACAGGUGUUUGUGAAUUAACAAUAUCUGAAGCAUUUCCUGAAGAUUCAGGAAUUUAUUCUGUUGAAGUUCAGAAUACUCUUGGUAUGGCUGUUAGUCAAACUGAAGUAGUUGUAUUGGUAGAGGUAAGGAAAGAACAAAUUAUUUUAAAGUCAGAAGAUCAGAAAGCAUCAAUUGUUGAAGAUAUUUUGACUGUUGUUACUGAUAUUUCAGAUGAUAAAGCAGUUGUAUCUACGGUCGAAAGUGUAGAGCUACUUAAACAAGAAGUAAUUGUUAAUAUAGUGCAAACUGAAAAAACAGAAAUGUUUUCACCGAUUGAAACUCUUCCAGAAAUACCGCAAGCGGCGAUUUAUGAACAUAUCAUAGAGGAGACUGAAUACGAAAUAAGUUUGGAAGAACCGUUAGAGAUUAGUGAUGAUGAGUUAUUACUCGAUGAAGGAGUUACACCGACUCAUGUGGUUGUAUUAGAUGUUCUUAUACCCCAUGAUUCCGUAAGCAUUGAUGAAACAAGUAUAAGCGUAGAGGAAGCUGGCAGGGCUCUGUCAAUCCCAAGUGUAACUGAAAUUUCCUUACAUGACGUUUCUUUAGCCGCAGUUUCAGAUGUAAAUGUAACAGAAUUAAAACCUCUAGACGCCAAUGUAUUAACACAGGAAGAAAAACAAGAAAUGCCUGAAAAAGAAUAUCCAAUUCAAACGAAUGAUAUUACGGGUGAAGAAACAUCUGACAAACAAAAGAAAAAUGAAAUUCAAACCGAACAAACUGAAAUGACAGAGGUAAGCACAAACAAUGAACUCGAAAAAAACAAAACCACUAAAAUAGAAGAAGAACGCCAAGCCACGAAGAUAUUUGAAACAGAUGAAAAACAAACUGAGAAGGUGAAAUAUGAAAAGAUCACCGUGAACGAGACCUUAGUGGAAACAGAAAAAGUCCCGGUCUCAAUUGUGAGCGAAGGAGUGGUAGAGGUAACGGACGUGAAGAGCACAGUUGGAGUGGCAGAGGAAUCUGGUAGUGUGGCGGAACAGGAGACUUUGGUUGUGGAGCAGGUGGCGGAAUCCAAGGAGACUGUGACUGUUACGAUGGAGGAGCGCAUUGUACAGGAGGUGGAGAAGGAGUCCGUCCCAGAGACCAUGGAGUGGGUUUCAGAGGGUGUUGGUGAGUUGGAGGAAUCCGACCGUCAGGAUAGUGCUCAUGUUGUGGAGCAGCCGAAUGAAGUAGAUGUUGCAGUUUCUGAAACGCAAGUGGAGGUGGAGACUGUUGAGGUGGUGUCAGUGAAGGAGGCUGUGGUGGACGAGGUCCCAGUGGAAUCGAUGACAGUCUCGGUCUCAGGUGUGACGGAGGAGAAGAGCGUGGUCUCAGUGACAGAAGACUUUGCCAUGGAGGUAGAGCAGGUGACUUUGACCAUGGAUGAGGUUCCGUCUCGUAUGGAAUCCCUGACGUCCUCAGCUGAAGAACGUGUUGUCAGUGAGGCUGUUCCACUGGAGGAGACGGUUUAUGAUGUGUAUGAAACGGAAGAGGUUGAAGCUGUAACACGCCCCACCACUGACGCUGUCGCUUCUGGUGUUGUCUCCUCGACUACUCCUUCUCUGUCUGACGUUGUCAGUGUUGAAGAAGUUCCUUCCGAGCAGGUAACGGAAGUCGGAGACACAGUGACCGAGAAGACCGCCGAGGUCAUUGUUCAAGAAGGGAAGGAGUCUGUGUCACAGACCAUGGAGUGGGUUUCAGAGGGUGUUUGUGAAUUGGAGGAAUCCGACCGUCAGGAUAGUGCCUGUGUUGUGGAGCAGCCGAGUGAAGUAAGUGUGGCCGUUUCUGAAAAGCCCAUGGAACUGGAGGCACGUGAGGAGGUCUCUGUGAAGGAGGUCGUGGUCGACAAGACCCCAGUGGAAUCGGAGACAGUCCCGGUCUCAAUUGUGAGCGAAGGAGUGGUAGAGGUAACGGACGUGAAGAGCACAGUUGGAGUGGCAGAGGAAUCUGGUAGUGUGGCGGAACAGGAGACUUUGGUUGUGGAGCAGGUGGCGGAAUCCAAGGAGACUGUGACUGUUACGAUGGAGGAGCGCAUUGUACAGGAGGUGGAGAAGGAGUCCGUCCCAGAGACCAUGGAGUGGGUUUCAGAGGGUGUUGGUGAGUUGGAGGAAUCCGACCGUCAGGAUAGUGCUCAUGUUGUGGAGCAGCCGAAUGAAGUAGAUGUUGCAGUUUCUGAAACGCAAGUGGAGGUGGAGACUGUUGAGGUGGUGUCAGUGAAGGAGGCUGUGGUGGACGAGGUCCCAGUGGAAUCGAUGACAGUCUCGGUCUCAGGUGUGACGGAGGAGAAGAGCGUGGUCUCAGUGACAGAAGACUUUGCCAUGGAGGUAGAGCAGGUGACUUUGACCAUGGAUGAGGUUCCGUCUCGUAUGGAAUCCCUGACGUCCUCAGCUGAAGAACGUGUUGUCAGUGAGGCUGUUCCACUGGAGGAGACGGUUUAUGAUGUGUAUGAAACGGAAGAGGUUGAAGCUGUAACACGCCCCACCACUGACGCUGUCGCUUCUGGUGUUGUCUCCUCGACUACUCCUUCUCUGUCUGACGUUGUCAGUGUUGAAGAAGUUCCUUCCGAGGUAAAACCUCCAGAAUGUCCAAAGCUGACUGCUCCUUCAACUCCUGUCAAUAUAAAAAUUGUUAUAACACCACCAGAAAGUUCAUCUUCAAAACCUAAACUUCAUAUAACAUGGCAACAACCUGAUAAUAUUCCAGUUACUAAUUUUUAUAUAGAAUUAAAACCAUCAAAUUCUAAAACAUGGCAAAAUGUAUCUGCUGAUUUUACUAUUACUGAACCUGAUACAAUAUUAUCAACUGAUAAUUUACAAGAAUUUGUUAGUUAUGAAUUUCGUGUUAUUGCUGAAAAUGAAGCAGGCAAAAGUGUACCAUCAUUACCAUCCAAUUCAAUUGAAUUAGGUAUACCGCUAGAAUUCAUUCGCCCGUUGACGAAUAUAACUGUCAGCUCAGUGACAAAUGAACCAGUCAUACUUGAAUGUGAACUAUCUCGAACUCCACGUGACAAGAUCCAAUGGUUCAAGGAUGGGAAAGCACUACCCAGCAGACUGUCGAGUAGAAUAAAAGUUGAAGAGUUGGAGAAUGGAAAAGUUCACCGAAUUAUCUUCAGUCCAUUGACAGAGGAAGAUCUAGGUUAUUAUUCUGUGAAAGUAGAGAAUUUGACAAGUGAAGCACGAGUGGAUAUGAAGAUUGCGCCAACAUUGAAGCUGUCGGAAUCAUUCUCUGACAAAGUCAUCAUGAAAGCUGGAGAGGCGGCCGUUUUCGAAAUACCAUUCGUCGCCAGUCCGAAACCGACAGUGACCUGGUCAUGGAGGCCAAGAACACGUCCUGAUGCGGAGUUGGGAUCAGCUCAGACUCCACGAUUUAAGGCUGACGUGGUGUCCGGACUGACAUCACUUCCAGUGAGUAAGGUGAAGCGUGAGGAUGCUGGUGAGUACAGUGUGGUCAUCAGUAAUGAAUUGGGCGAGGUGACUGUGAGUAUUGAGUUGAUUGUAUUGGACAAACCGUCAGUACCUCGUAAUUUAAUGGCGAGUGAGAACACUGGUGAGAGCGUUUUGUUCAGUUGGACGGAACCAGAAUUCCUCGGUCUUCAUCCUGAUGUAGGAGUUAGUGAUGGCUUGAGUUACGUUGUGGAGAUGCGUGAGUCAAAUCAACGUGCGAGUAGGUCGGUGACAGUGACGAGUGAAUUGAAUACUGUUAUAGACAAACUGCAAGUGAACAAGUCGUAUGUGUUUAGUGUUGCAGCUAAAAAUGAUGUCGGUCAGUCGGAAUUCGCUGAAACGAGUCCAGUUUCGACGAAGUUGGAAUAUGGUCCACCACCGAGUCCAGUCAAUGUGAAGGCAGUGGUCAAUCCAGAGAAGGCGUCUAUCAAAGAUCAAACGAUAGAAUUGACGUGGGAACAACCAACCGACCAAGUGUCUGCCAGUGGACCGGUCACAAACUUCUACAUCGAAUUGAAGCCUGAAGACUCAACUCGAUGGCAGGACGUGAGUGCCGACUUCACAAUCACUGAACCACACUUCACACUUCCUACUGAUAAAUUGCAAGAGUUUGUGAGUUAUGAGUUCCGUGUAACAGCAGAGAAUAAAGCUGGCAAGAGUAAACCUUCUUCACCAUCGAACGCUGUUCAACUAGGUAUACCGCUAGAAUUCAUUCGCCCGUUGACGAAUAUAACUGUCAGCUCAGUGACAAAUGAACCAGUCAUACUUGAAUGUGAACUAUCUCGAACUCCACGUGACAAGAUCCAAUGGUUCAAGGAUGGGAAAGCACUACCCAGCAGACUGUCGAGUAGAAUAAAAGUUGAAGAGUUGGAGAAUGGAAAAGUUCACCGAAUUAUCUUCAGUCCAUUGACAGAGGAAGAUCUAGGUUAUUAUUCUGUGAAAGUAGAGAAUUUGACAAGUGAAGCACGAGUGGAUAUGAAGAUUGCGCCAACACUGAAGCUGUCGGAAUCAUUCUCUGACAAAGUCAUCAUGAAAGCUGGAGAGGCGGCCGUUUUCGAAAUACCAUUCGUCGCCAGUCCGAAACCGACAGUGACCUGGUCAUGGAGGCCAAGAACACGUCCUGAUGCGGAGUUGGGAUCAGCUCAGACUCCACGAUUUAAGGCUGACGUGGUGUCCGGACUGACAUCACUUCCAGUGAGUAAGGUGAAGCGUGAGGAUGCUGGUGAGUACAGUGUGGUCAUCAGUAAUGAAUUGGGCGAGGUGACUGUGAGUAUUGAGUUGAUUGUAUUGGACAAACCGUCAGUACCUCGUAAUUUAAUGGCGAGUGAGAACACUGGUGAGAGCGUUUUGUUCAGUUGGACGGAACCAGAAUUCCUCGGUCUUCAUCCUGAUGUAGGAGUUAGUGUUGGCUUGAGUUACGUUGUGGAGAUGCGUGAGUCAAAUCAACGUGCGAGUAGGUCGGUGACAGUGACGAGUGAAUUGAAUACUGUUAUAGACAAACUGCAAGUGAACAAGUCGUAUGUGUUUAGUGUUGCAGCUAAAAAUGAUGUCGGUCAGUCGGAAUUCGCUGAAACGAGUCCAGUUUCGACGAAGUUGGAAUAUGGUCCACCACCGAGUCCAGUCAAUGUGAAGGCAGUGGUCAAUCCAGAGAAGGCGUCUAUCAAAGAUCAAACGAUAGAAUUGACGUGGGAACAACCAACCGACCAAGUGUCUGCCAGUGGACCGGUCACAAACUUCUACAUCGAAUUGAAGCCUGAAGACUCAACUCGAUGGCAGGACGUGAGUGCCGACUUCACAAUCACUGAACCACACUUCACACUUCCUACUGAUAAAUUGCAAGAGUUUGUGAGUUAUGAGUUCCGUGUAACAGCAGAGAAUAAAGCUGGCAAGAGUAAACCUUCUUCACCAUCGAACGCUGUUCAACUAGGCAUUCCACUCGAAUUUGUACGACCACUUACUGACUUGACUGUUGACAAAGUAACCAAUGAACCAGUCAUCCUUGAGUGUGAACUAUCUCGCACUCCUCGUGAUAAAGUACAAUGGUUGAAAGAUGGGAAACCUAUUGGUCGUCUACCUGAUCGUAUGACAAUUGAAGAAUUGGAGAAUGGAAAAAUCCAUCGUGUGAAGUUCACUUCAUUAAUGGAUGAUGAUUUGGGUGUAUAUAGUUUACGUGUUGAGAAGUUAUCUAGUGAAUGUCGACUAGAUAUGAAAGUACCCCCAACAUUGAGAUUAUCCGAUUCGUUCUCCGAUCGAGUGAUCAUCAAGGCUGGAGGUGCUAUGGUGUUCGAAAUACCAUUCACUGCCAGCCCUAAACCAAAAGUCGAAUGGACAUGGAGACAACGAAGUCGACCAGAUGGUGAAUUGGGACCGGUACAGAGUCCACGAUUCAAGCCUGACGUGGUAUCCGGAUUGACUUCAUUGCCUGUGAGUAAGGUGAAGCGUGAGGAUGCCGGAGACUACACAGUGGUGAUCAGUAACGAGUUGGGUGAAGUGUCUGUGACUAUUCAGAUGAUUGUAAUUGACAAGCCAUCUGUACCUCGUGAUUUGGAGGUGAUUGAGAACAGUGGUGAGAGUGUGUUGUUGAGUUGGAAGGAGCCGGAAUUCGUUGGUUUGUCGUCGACGACGACGACGGAUGUGAGUGUGAGUGGUGUUGGUGGAUUGUUGGAGUAUGUGGUUGAGAUGCGUGAGUCUAGUCAACGUGCUGGUCGUGGAGUGAGUAAGACGAGUGAAUUGAGUAUGAGGAUUGACGGUCUUCAGAUCAACAAGUCGUAUGUGUUUAGUGUUGCAGCGAAGAAUGAUGUUGGUCAAUCAGAGUUUGCAGAAACGAAACCAGUUUCAACUAAAUUAGAUUAUAGUCCACCACCGAGUCCAGUCAAUGUGAAGGCAGUGGUCAAUCCAGAGAAGGCGUCUAUCAAAGAUCAAACGAUAGAAUUGACGUGGGAACAACCAACCGACCAAGUGUCUGCCAGUGGACCGGUCACAAACUUCUACAUCGAAUUGAAGCCUGAAGACUCAACUCGAUGGCAGGACGUGAGUGCCGACUUCACAAUCACUGAACCACACUUCACACUUCCUACUGAUAAAUUGCAAGAGUUUGUGAGUUAUGAGUUCCGUGUAACAGCAGAGAAUAAAGCUGGCAAGAGUAAACCUUCUUCACCAUCAAAUGCAAUACGAUUGGGCAUUCCACUCGAAUUUGUACGACCACUUACUGACUUGACUGUUGACAAAGUAACCAAUGAACCAGUCAUCCUUGAGUGUGAACUAUCUCGCACUCCUCGUGAUAAAGUACAAUGGUUGAAAGAUGGGAAACCUAUUGGUCGUCUACCUGAUCGUAUGACAAUUGAAGAAUUGGAGAAUGGAAAAAUCCAUCGUGUGAAGUUCACUUCAUUAAUGGAUGAUGAUUUGGGUGUAUAUAGUUUACGUGUUGAGAAGUUAUCUAGUGAAUGUCGACUAGAUAUGAAAGUUCCACCAACAUUGAGAUUAUCCGAUUCGUUCUCCGAUCGAGUGAUCAUCAAGGCUGGAGGUGCUAUGGUGUUCGAAAUACCAUUCACUGCCAGCCCUAAACCAAAAGUCGAAUGGACAUGGAGACAACGAAGUCGACCAGAUGGUGAAUUGGGACCGGUACAGAGUCCACGAUUCAAGCCUGACGUGGUAUCCGGAUUGACUUCAUUGCCUGUGAGUAAGGUGAAGCGUGAGGAUGCCGGAGACUACACAGUGGUGAUCAGUAACGAGUUGGGUGAAGUGUCUGUGACUAUUCAGAUGAUUGUAAUUGACAAGCCAUCUGUACCUCGUGAUUUGGAGGUGAUUGAGAACAGUGGUGAGAGUGUGUUGUUGAGUUGGAAGGAGCCGGAAUUCGUUGGUUUGUCGUCGACGACGACGACGGAUGUGAGUGUGAGUGGUGUUGGUGGAUUGUUGGAGUAUGUGGUUGAGAUGCGUGAGUCUAGUCAACGUGCUGGUCGUGGAGUGAGUAAGACGAGUGAAUUGAGUAUGAGGAUUGACGGUCUUCAGAUCAACAAGUCGUAUGUGUUUAGUGUUGCAGCGAAGAAUGAUGUUGGUCAAUCAGAGUUUGCAGAAACGAAACCAGUUUCAACUAAAUUAGAUUAUGGACCACCUCAGAGUCCAGUCAAUGUGAAGGCAGUGGUCAAUCCAGAGAAGGCGUCUAUCAAAGAUCAAACGAUAGAAUUGACGUGGGAACAACCAACCGACCAAGUGUCUGCCAGUGGACCGGUCACAAACUUCUACAUCGAAUUGAAGCCUGAAGACUCAACUCGAUGGCAGGACGUGAGUGCCGACUUCACAAUCACUGAACCACACUUCACACUUCCUACUGAUAAAUUGCAAGAGUUUGUGAGUUAUGAGUUCCGUGUAACAGCAGAGAAUAAAGCUGGCAAGAGUAAACCUUCUUCACCAUCGAACGCUGUUCAACUAGAUGGUUUGCAUUCCGUUUUAAAGUAUAUUCCUUUAAGUGGUGAUCAUAUUCUUAUUCAAAUAGAGCUACAACUUUCAGUGAAUCUUACUGUUAUUAUUAAAAUUGCUUUAUCACCAUUAAGAACACUGUGUAUUCCACUACAAUUUGUUCGUCCGUUGAUUGAUGUUACUAUCAAUGAAGUUAACGAAAAACCAGUUCUAUUAGAAUGUGAAUUAUCACGUUCACCACGUGAUAAGGUACAAUGGUUAAAAGACGGUAAAACUCUAAGUCGUUUACCAAACCAUGUAUCAAUUGAAGAAUCAAGUGACAAUAAAAUUCACUCAAUUAAGUUUCGUUCAUUAACUGAGGACGAUUUGGGCAUCUAUACGAUAAAAGUAGAAAAGUUGUCAAGUGAGGCGAAAUUGUCAAUGAAAGUUCCACCAACAUUGAGAUUAUCCGAUUCGUUCUCCGAUCGAGUGAUCAUCAAGGCUGGAGGUGCUAUGGUGUUCGAAAUACCAUUCACUGCCAGCCCUAAACCAAAAGUCGAAUGGACAUGGAGACAACGAAGUCGACCAGAUGGUGAAUUGGGACCGGUACAGAGUCCACGAUUCAAGCCUGACGUGGUAUCCGGAUUGACUUCAUUGCCUGUGAGUAAGGUGAAGCGUGAGGAUGCCGGAGACUACACAGUGGUGAUCAGUAACGAGUUGGGUGAAGUGUCUGUGACUAUUCAGAUGAUUGUAAUUGACAAGCCAUCUGUACCUCGUGAUUUGGAGGUGAUUGAGAACAGUGGUGAGAGUGUGUUGUUGAGUUGGAAGGAGCCGGAAUUCGUUGGUUUGUCGUCGACGACGACGACGGAUGUGAGUGUGAGUGGUGUUGGUGGAUUGUUGGAGUAUGUGGUUGAGAUGCGUGAGUCUAGUCAACGUGCUGGUCGUGGAGUGAGUAAGACGAGUGAAUUGAGUAUGAGGAUUGAUGGUCUUCAGAUCAACAAGUCGUAUGUGUUUAGUGUUGCAGCGAAGAAUGAUGUUGGUCAAUCAGAGUUUGCAGAAACGAAACCAGUUUCAACUAAAUUAGAUUAUGGACCUCCAACUCCUCCAUUGAAUGUUACUGCAUCUGUAUCUCCAUCAUGUGCUGAACCAGAAGAUCAAAUAAUAACCGUAAAUUGGUUCGAAUCUGAGACAGCAACAAGAACAACAACAUCCACUGGAUCAGCUCCACUUUAUUACACUGUAGAGUAUAGAAUAGAUGAAGGACGUGUUUGGAAUAAAUUAAUCUGUGGUAAAGAAAUUACUGAUACGAAAUUAGACUUUCCUCCAAUUAAAGAAAACAUGACUGCUGGUAAAUCAUAUGACUUUCGAGUUAUAGCUGUUAAUAAAGCUGGUACAAGUGAACCAUCAAAACCAUCGAAUUCAAUUCAACUAGGUGUACUGCUUGAAUUUAUACGUCCAUUAGAAGAUUUAAUUAUCACUAAUAUUGAACCAAUUGAAUAUAAAUUAGAAUGUGAAUUAUCGCGUAAACCAAGAACAAUGAUUGCAUGGACAAAAGAUAAUAAACCAUUAAUUAUAAGAUCAGAUGAUGCACAUAUGAAAUUUAUUGAUCAAGGCACAAUUCAAUCCAUUCAUUUUACUAAUUUAAUUGAUACAGAUAUUGGUGAUUAUGCAAUACAAGUAGAGAAUAUUACAUCCAAAUGUAAAUUAGAAAUUAAAGCUCCACCAACAAUUCGAAUAUCUGAUCAAUUUGAAGAUCAUAUUACUUUAAAGGCUGGUACUUCGAAAAUCUUAGAAAUUCCAUUUACAUCAUCACCAAAACCUAAAAUUAAAUGGACAUGGGCACCAUGUACUGAUUUAACUCAAGAACAAACUCCUAGAUUUAAACCAGAUAUAGUUGCUGGUUUAACUACAUUACCAUUAAGUCGAGUAAAACGUGAAGAUAGUGGAGCAUAUAAAGUUACAAUAACAAAUGAUCUUGGUGAAAUUUCUAUAACAAUUCAUGUUAUGGUCAUUGAUAAACCAUCUCCACCAAGAAAUCUUACAAUAACUGAUACUACAGAACAAUCAAUUAUGUUUAAUUGGGAUAUACCAGUUAAUGUAAAUGAAAAUGAAUCUUUAGAAUAUGUUGUUAAUUAUCGAGAUGCAACUAAAUAUUCAAGUCAACCAAUUAAUGUUUGUAUAACCAGAGAAUUGAAAACAUUGAUAGAUGGUCUUAAACUGGGAUCUCAAUAUAUAUUCUCAGUUUGUGCACGUAAUGAAGUUGGUGAUUCCGCAUUUGCUGAUAGUCAGUCUUUCUUAAUAAAGUAUUCUUUUGACCCACCUGAAGCUCCAGGAAUACCUCAGGUUACAAUAUUAGAAAGUGGUCGCGUUUCACUGGAAUGGACACCUCCUACAUCAGACGGUGGUUCUCCCAUCACAGAAUAUCUCAUUGAAAGCAUGGAUGAACGUCCAAUUGUAAAAGGUCAGCGCCGUACAUCGACCUACGGUUCACGAGCACAAUGGAAUUCACUCACUUCAGGAGUUAUAUUUGAACCUAAUGUCCAACCGAAAGCUACAGUAACUGGUUUAUCUCCUGAUAAGCAAUAUACAUUCCGUGUAUGUGCUGUUAAUAAAGCUGGUAAAGGGCCAUUUAGUCCAUCGUCAGAAUCUUGUUUACCCUUAAUGAAACCUCCUAAAGUUCCUGGAAAACCUGGUCCUAUAACCGUCGAACCUUUAAAUGAAACAAGCGUUAAUUUAACUUGGACACCUGGUACUGUAAAUGAAGACUUUGGACCAGCUGAUUAUUAUGUCAUUGAAGCUUAUGAAGAUGAUGGUAAUGAUUGGAAAGAAGUUGGAAAAACAACCAAACCAGAUGAUUGUAACUUGAAUGUGAACAAUUUAGACAGUUCAACACGUUAUCAGUUUCGUGUUCGCGGAGUGAAUAAGGAAGGUGUUGGUGAACCAUCAAAACCAUCAGAAAGGGUUUGCUUAAAGAAAGAUGCUCCAUUAGUUAUCAUCAAAGAAUUAGAAUCAAUUCAUUUAAAAGAAAUUCCUCAAACAAUUGAAUUCGAAUGUCAUCUUUCUAAAUUACCACAAAAAGUUCAAUGGUUCUCUAAUGGUAAACGUAUAGAUACAUCAAAUUUACGUAAAUAUCAUCUAAUUGAUGAUGGUAAAAUACAAAAACUAGAAGUAUUCAAGAUUACAUUAGAUGAUAUUGGUGAAUAUUCUAUUAAAAUUGAUAAAUUAGAAUCAAAAGCAACAUUUGAAAUUGAAUUACCACCUAAAAUUUGUCUACCAGAUGAUUUCACUGAUACAAUCGUACUUGCUCAGGGAAGUAAUCGUAAUAUAGAGAUACCAUUUACUUCUUGUCCACCUGCUACUAGUAUUGUUUGGUAUUGGAAUGGUAGUCGUACAUUGCCUGAUCCAACAAAACGCACUGUUCCAGAUAAUGAUUCAAGGCGUCAAGCAGUACUUCGUCUUACUGCAUUACAAGUUUCUGAUGCUGGAAUUUAUGAAGCUAUUAUCACCAAUCCAUAUGGAGAAGCUAAAGCAUCCAUAACAUUGAAAGUUCUUGGAGUACCUGGCCCAGUAACAUCAUUAGAAGCACAUGUUGAGUCACCUACAGAAGUAUCUGUAUUAUGGAAACCACCUGAAGAUGAUGGUGGUAGCCCAUUGACAGGAUACAAAAUUGAACAACGUCAAUUGGCUCCUGAACCUGGAGGUGUUUUACGUUCUCAGGCUAAAGAGUGGAAGUCAAUUGCAAAUAUUAGUUCAAAAUCGAAAACAUCUGAUGACGAAGAACCAUUUGUACAUCGUAUCACAGGAUUAACUGAAGGAGCUACUUAUUUGUUUGGUGUUUAUGCAGUUAAUGAUUGUGGAAGUGGACCAAGGAAAGAAAUUUCCGAUGGCUUAUUAAUGAAAUCUCCUUAUGAUAUUCCGGAAAUUCCAAAACAACUUACUGCCAAACCAAUAAAUCAUUCCACUAUUGAAUUAGAAUUCAAAUUACCAGUGACUCAUGUGGAAGCACCUUUAACUAGUGUAAUUGUUGAAUAUCGUCCUAAGAAUGUAUCAAGAUGGAAGACUCAAACAUUUGAACCAUGUUCUAUGGUACAAAUUGAUAAACUUGAAGCAAAUACAGAAUAUGAAUUUUGUGUAAGCUGUACUAAUUUAGCUGGAAAAAGUGAAUCAUCAAAUCCUGUUAAAGCUAAAACAAAACAAUUGCCAAAACCUCCCGAUGCUCCAAAGCUUGACAAUGUUACACCAGUCAAUACAAACUCAGUAAAAGUUAAUUGGUUUUCUCCAACAAAUGAUGGUGAUAGUCCAAUUACAUCAUAUCAAAUAGAAAUGUGUGAUGCUAAAAAUACUACUGAAAUAUGGAAAUCGAUUGAUGCUUUAAACAUAGAUCGUGUAGAUCAAAGUCUACUAACUCCAGAUGAACAAAAGUCAUAUGAGUUAAUUGUGAAAAAUUUAGACAAUUCUAAAUCUUUCAAAUUUCGUGUUAUCGCUAUGAAUAGUAUAGGACCAAGUAAACCAUCUAGAAGUUCACAACCUGUUACACCUGGUAUUGAAGUCAGUAUUAUUCAACCCCUGAACAAUGUUUGUUUUGAUGAAAUACCAAAAUCUGGAACAAAUAUUGAAUUAGAAUGUGAAUUAAGUCAAUCUAAUUGUCGAAUUAAUUGGUUAUAUAAUGAAAAACCAAUUAUAUUGGGUGAAAAAUAUGAUUUCUCUCCGGAAGGAAAUAUUUAUCGAUUAAUUAUUAAUAAUAUAACACUUGAUGAUAUGGGAGUUUAUGAAUUGAAUUAUAAAAAGUUAAAAACACAAUGUAAAGUGGAAGCUAAAAUUCCACCAACACUUCUUGAAGAUACUGAAGAAAGUCAUACACGUCGUGUUAAUGUUGGUUCAAAUUGUGUAUUUGAAGUACCAUUUAAAGCUUAUCCAAAACCUAUAAUCAAAUGGCUUGCUCAAGGUAUACCUGUAACUGAUAAAACGAAACGUUAUCAAAUCAAUAUAGUAGCUGGUUUAACAUCAUUAUCUAUACAACGUGUACAAAAUGAUGAUACUGGUCAAUUAGUUGCUAUGAUUGAAAAUGAACAUGGAAAGUUAACAUGGAAAUGUGAAUUAAUUGUUAUUGAUAAACCGAAGCCUGUUGAAAAUUUAAAUGUUACCCCAAGUACAGAUCAAUUACAUAUGAUUAUUAGUUGGAAACCCCCGCGUAAAGAUAUCAAUAAUCCAAUCACACAUUAUGAAUUAGAAUAUCGUAAUUCAAAAAAUCGAUCAUGGCAACUAUUUAAAAAUGAUACCUUAGAUACUAAUGAUGAUUCCUAUAAAAUACCAAAUGAUUUAACAAAAUUGGAAAUGAAUAUAACCGAUAAAGAAACUAUGAAUAGUUUAGCAUCCAAUACAGAUUAUUAUUUUCGUAUAGUAACUGUGAAUACAGUUGGAAAAAGUGAACCAACUGAAACAUAUUCAUCCAUUAAAACACCAUUAUUACCAAAACCACCGAAAUUGAAAUAUGAUACAACUUUGGAAAUGUGUAAAACAACCGCUGGACAAAAGCAUUCUAUACCCGUUAGUGUAGAAGGUGAACCAUCUCCACAAAUAAACUGGAAAUUUAUUCCUGACGGUCAACCGAGCGAUGAGAAAACUUCACUUCCUAGCGAUGCACAAACAGAAGCAUCUGGUCCUGACCAAGAUGGUGUGAAUAAGAUUGCUUUGAAAUUCCGAAAAAUAUCACGAUCAUGUGAUGGCACAUAUAUUUUAACAGCUGUAAAUAGUGGUGGUGAAGCUCGUGCUGAAUUUCGUGUAACUGUGUUAGGUUUACCAAGUGCACCACAAAAUCUUAUUGCAACAAAUCUAUCAAAAACUUCAAUUCGUCUAAAUUGGUUACCACCUAAUGAUAAUGGAGGUAGUCAAAUAUUAAAUUAUGUUAUAGAACAAGCUGUAGUCAAAAGUAAUCUUGCUACGCCAUCUAGUGUAGGUUAUUGGGAACCAGUAACACGUAAUCUUCCAAUACAUGAAGCAUCUGAUGGUUCUACAGGAUAUAUUUAUGAUAUUAUUAAUUUAGCAUCAGAAAAAUAUAUGCUUUUUAGAGUAGCAGCUCAAAAUAAACAAGGAAUUGGUGAAUAUGAAGCGAUUACAAAUCCUCUUUUAGUUACAUCACCACAUAAUUUACCUGGACCACCAAAAUAUUUAAAUGGUACAACUGAUAAAGAUGGACAAGUUCAUUUAGAAUGGAAACCUCCACAACAAGAUGGUGGUGCUAAAAUUAUAAAUUAUAUUAUAGAAAAAUGUUCAUCAUUAAAAGAUGCUAAUUGGUCUGAGAUUAAACUUCCUGAUUCACCUAAUACAAUCAGAAUUAUACCGAAUCUUAGAGAUGGUAUUUGCUACUUCCGUGUAUCAGCUGUCAAUGAUGCUGGAAAAGGUUCACCAUCUAAUAUCAUAAAUGUCGAUGUGAAGAAAGGCUCUGAUAAACCUGAUCAACCAGGUCAACCAACUGUGGAAGUAAUUGCAGAUGGUGCUGUUCAAUUGCGUUGGUCACAACCAUUAAAUGAAGGUACUGGUGGACCGAUAAAAGGCUAUGAAGUACAAAUUUGUGAAGUUGGUUCAAUUAAAUGGAAACCUACUUCAUCUGAUUUAUGCUCAGAGAAUGAAAUUCGUUUAACUGGGUUAAAUCCAGCACAAGAUUAUUUAUUUAGAGUAGUUGCAGUUAAUGAUGCUGGAUUAAGUUUACCAUCUGAACCCAGCAGACCUAUUCGUCCAGCUACUGAUGUGGAUUUUGUUCGUCAGUUGGAGAAUCAAUCUAUUACAGAGUUACCAUCUGAUGUUGUAUUUGAAUGUGAACUCUCUCGUCCUGGUAUGACAUUGAUAUGGUCUAAAGAUGGACGUGAUAUAAAUUUAUCAUCACGGUGUGUGUAUAACGUUAUUGGAGAAGGUGAUAAAGCUUUUUGUAUUCAUCGACUAACUCUAAUAAAGGUUAGUCCAGAUGAACAAGGUGUAUAUAGUGCGAGAUUAGUAACUGGAAAAAAAACUGAAGCCAUAUUGACAAUUGAAUGCCCACCAAAAAUACUAUAUGAUGGACCAUUAGAAAUACAAUUACUUAGUGGCAAAAGUACAGUGAUUGAAGUACCAUAUACUGGUGCACCAUUCCCAGACGUCAAUUGGUCAUUUAAUCACGGACCAUUAACGAUUGGAGCAAAACGUGAAUCUCCUAUUGCAUCAGUAGAUACAGUGUAUGGAUUAACAUGUUUGCGUCUGCGUCAUGUUACAGGCGAAAUUACUGGAAAUUACAAACUUUUGAUAAGUAAUGAGCUGGGAAAGGCAACUUUAGAACUUAUUGUGAAAGUUCUAGAUGUUCCAGGACCUGUUCGUCAAUUGAAGGCAACAGUUCAAAACCAACCGUCUGGUACUGCAUUACUCACAUGGCAAGCACCAAAAGAGGAGGGUGGUUCACCAAUACUUGGUUAUCUUGUCGAAAAACGUGAAGCAAAUAAACGUAGUUGGACACCAUUUGGCUCUCAAGUUAAAGAAUUAAGCUGUACAGUUGAUGGUUUAACGACUAAUACAGGUUAUUUCUUCAGAGUUAUGGCUCGAAAUAUAUCAGGCUGCUCUGAGCCAACAGAAACCGAUAUAUCAGUAGUCAUACCAUGUUUAACAAAACCUCCAUCGGCUCCAGGGACACCAGAAGCAAGUGAUAUUGGUACGGAUUCAUGUCGAGUCAGUUGGGAACCACCCAGUUCUGAUGGUGGUGCUCGACUGACAUUUUAUCAUUUAGAGAAAAGAGCAAAUCUUAAAGGUAAUUGGGUAAGAGCUUGUGCGGAUAAAUUACCUAUUUUGGCGAAUGAAGUAAAAUCUACCUAUGUGACAAAAGUAACUGGACUCGUACCAGAUAAUGUCUACGAAUUUCGUGUAGCAGCUGAAAAUGCUGAUUUCAUGGUUGGUGAAUACUCGAAUUCAAGUCAUAGAAUUUCAACUCAGCUACCAUUCUCUGUACCGGGUAAACCUUCAAGACCUGAAAUUCAGAAUAUUACAGAAACAACUAUUGGUUUAGCUUGGAAAGCACCAUAUGAUGAUGGAGGAGAUUCAGUGAAAAAAUAUGUUGUUCAAUAUAAGACUACAUCAUCAAAUGAAUGGAAAACAGUCAGUGAAAUGCCCGUUGAUCUGGAAUUUACUGUAGCUCAUUUACAAUCAAAUGAACAAUAUGAGUUUCGUGUAGCAGCUAUCAAUUCAGCUGGUCAAGGACCAUGGUCUGAUACAUCAGAACCAUGUAAUCCAGCUAAAGCUAUCGAAUCUUCUAAACCUUCAUUAGUCAAUCCUUUAAGUAAUGUAACAGUAUUAGUUGGUCAGUCUGUGGAAUUGAAUUGUGAUUUUCAAUUAGGUGAACCAAAAGGAAAUGUUACUUGGUUUAAAGACGGCAAACCAAUAAGAAGUCAAGUCAAGUAUUCAACAAGUUCAGCAUGGGAACGCAGAGCCAAUUUAAAAAUAAAUCGUACUAAAUUAGAAGAUGCUGGUGUAUUUAGUUGUGUAGCAGAGAAUCCAUCGGGUAAAGUUGAAACAACAUGUCGUGUAAUUGUAGCUCAAAAACCUAUUUUGAAUCUUGAAUUAGAUAAAUCUGCAUCAAGUAAUGUAAGUGGAAUUUUAAGUAAAUCAGAUCACUUAACUGGUAGAGUCGGUGGUUGUUUAGUACUGAAAGCUACUUGUGAAGCUUUUCCAGAUUGUGAAUCUAUAAUAUGGUUUAUCAAAGGAAAACAAGUGGAUUCAAGUUUAGAUUCAGAAUUAUUAUCUCGUGUAAUAGUUAAUGAUACACCUACAAGUCGAAUUUCAAAUGUACCUAAACCUCAAGUUUCCAUACUAACUAUCAGUAAUUUACACCUUUCGGAUGCUGGCGAAUAUGGAUGCAGUUCAGUAAACGAAGUAGGAUCUGCUCAAUCUGCUAUAAAAUUAAUUUUAAAUGAUCGUCCACAACCGCCAAUGUCUAUUGAAGUAGUUGAAACUCGUGGUCAAGACUGGAUAGAGGUUAAAUGGGAAAGACCAUCUAGUGAUGGUGGUUCAAAAUUGACACGAUAUAUUAUUGAACGUCGUGUUAUUGCUGCUUCGACUUCUGGCGAUCGAACUACAUCAAUCCAUGAAACAAAUUGGUCUAAUGCUGGUCAAGCUGGACCAUAUGAUGAUCAUUUACGAAUACAAAAUUGUAAACCUGGAACAGUUUAUUCAUUCCGUAUUUUUGCUGAGAAUGAAAUUGGUAUGAGUGAUCCAACGGAGAUUGAAUCACCUUAUCAAAUGAAAUUAUAUACAGAUAUACCAUUACCUCCGACUCAUGUCACAGCAGAACGUUCAUCACCAAGAGAAGCUAAAAUUCAAUGGCGUCCACCUAUUAGUAAUGAUGGUGAUUCUAUUCAAGGUUAUAUGGUUGAAUUACGUGAAACACCAGAUCCAAAAGGUCAAUAUACAUCAAGAUGGACACAAGCUAGUCCGAAAUUAAUACGAUCCGGUACUACCUUAAAAGUUGAUGAUUUACACCCUGAUAUGUUUGUUCAAUUCAGAGUUCGCGCUCGCAAUCCAGUUGGAUUUAGUGAACCAUCUGAACCAUCUGAUUGGAUUGAGCCUAUACAAAAAAAACCUCGUGAAAGUAUCGAUGAAUCAGCGCGUAAAAAAGACGACACUAUGAAAUUACCGAAAGAUGAUAAAUCACCUUUAGAUAUUGUACAAGAAGUAAUUGCACUUAAAGAAGCUAGUCGUCCAAAGAAAACGAUUGUUAAAGAUGCACCUCGAAUACAGCUUAUCAAUGAAGAUACUUAUCGUUUAAGACCAGGGAAUAAUUUACGUGUCGGUGUACAUAUUGAUUCUGGUUCCAAAGCUAGUGUAGAACUUUUGACAGCAAGUGGACAACCAUUACUUGGGAAUGCACUUGGAAGAACUCGUAUAGAACAAUUUGGAGAUGAUUUCUAUGUGAAUUUACGUAAUAUCAAUCUGUCUGAUGCUGGUACUUAUUGUAUAAAAGCAAUAAAUACAGCAGGUGAAAGUAAUCAAUUAAUUCAUUUAAUUGUUCUCACUGAACCACUUCCACCAAAAUCUCCAUUAAUAGCUAAAGUAAUUGAAAGUCCUAAAGGAUACUCUGAAGGUGCAACAGUUGAACUAACAUGGGGACCAUCACCAUUGCGAGAUGAUGAAUCACCAGAACUUACUUCACCAGUAUUAGGAUAUUGCGUUGAACGACGUGAAGGUCAACGUCGACAACAAUUUAAUUAUCCUAUUCGUUUGAUUGGUUCAGAUAAAUUAUCUGUAAAAAUACCAGAUUUGAAACCAGGAAUUGAAUAUGUUUUUCGUGUCAGUUCAUAUAAUGAUGUAGGAUCUAGUGAACCAACUUAUUCAGAACCACUUGUCAUUAAAUCUCCAUAUGGUGUUCCUGAUGCACCCAAAGGUCCUUUAGUUUGUUCUGAUCUUACGGAUUCUUCAUUGAAACUUACAUGGCUACCACCUGAAGACAAUGGUGGUCUACCUGUGAAAAGAUAUUAUGUUGAAAUGAAAGAUGUUGGUAAUCCUGCUGGAUGGAUACCUUUGGGUACUGUAUCAGCAGAUUCUACUUCCUAUCUGGUUAGUCGAUUACAACAAGGAUUCGCUUAUCGAUUCCGCGUGCGAGCCGCUAAUGAUGAAGGGCUUAGUGACUGGUUAGAAACAGAUAAAUCUAUAUCAUUCCGUCGCCCGGUUACAAAACCAUCUCAGCCGGAGGGACCUCUACGAAUGCUGCCAGAUGGAGAUAGAGCCGUCCGUUUAACUUGGAAUGCUCCGUUAGACGACGGUGGAUCUCCAAUUAAAGAUUUCAUAGUUGAAGUAUGCCUCGAUAGAUCAGGAGAACAUUGGCAACCUGUUGGUGAAGUGCGUGGACUAAACAAACGAAUUGAAAAUCUCAUUCCAGAUGGUAUUUAUAGUUUUCGCGUCAGUGCUCGUAAUGAAGACAAUAAAGUCGGUCCACCGCUUUAUUCAGAAAUCUACAAACCAGGUGCACCUAUGACGCCACCUGGCCAACCAGUUGGUCCAUUAAAAGCCACAUGUACCGGAAUCGGUCAAGUGAAAUUGGAAUGGCAACCUCCAAUAGUUGGUGGUCAAAGUGGUUGUGGAGUUCCUGACGAGUAUUUAAUUGAACGCUAUGAACAAAAGAAAGCACGAUGGGCGUACGUAACUCGUCAAAGUGCUUCAACUGGGACAAGUGUAGUAGUCUCUAACUUGCAGCCGGGUUCCGAAUGUCAGUUUCGGGUACGGGCUGAGAAUAGAGCAGGGUCUGGUCCUUUCCUCGAAUCCGAUCGUCCGAUCACAGUCAUUAGUCCAUUUAAUCCACCUGGUCCACCUGAAGGUCCAAUUAAUAUCUCAGAAGUUCAAAUGGGUGCUAGUCGAGCGGACUGUUCUGCUCGUAUUUCUUGGCGACCUCCCUUAGAUACAGGUGGUUUAACACUAAUUCGUUAUGUGCUACAAAUGCGUUAUGCUAAUACUCCAGGUUGGCAUAGAGUGACGGGGCUUCAACGAACAAUUAGUACAGAUGAAAUCAGUGAUAAAUUAGACACUGGAAAAAUAGAUUUGGCUACUACUUCACUUGUAACUGGUUUAAUGCAAGGUCAACGCUAUAUUUUCCGAGUUGCUGCUGUUAAUGAAGUUGGAACAGGUGCAUUUUUAGAAUCCGAAACAUUUGAAAUGCCUGAAGAUGAUAGCUGUAAACCUAAAGCAGACUGGGUUCGUAUUGCUGGAAAAUCAGCUGAUAGCGUAACUGUAGAGUGGCUUGUCCCACACGAUUGUCGUCAUGACCAUGGACCUAAUCGAGCUCAUCACUUAGCUAUUGAUGGUUUUCGUGUGUUUGUUCGACCAGCAACAACAACUCAACCAAGCAAUGCAUCUCAAUGGCAACAAGUUGCUGAAUUAGACCACUAUCUUAAUCGUCUGGUUGUAGGAAAUUUAAAAUCAAACCAAUAUUAUUAUUUUGGUGUAGCUGCUGUGAAUCAGUCAGGUCAAGGUGAAAUUAUUUCUACUAAAGAACCCGUUUGUCCAGAAGCUAUUACAACUGUACCAAGUCAACCAAUCGGACCAUUACAAGUAUCUAAUAUAACAGAUAAUAGUUGUCAAUUAUCAUGGUUAAGUCCUGCAAGUGAUGGUGGUAGUCCAAUAUUAGGUUAUAGAAUAUAUAAACGUGAAAUGUAUCGACGUAGUUGGCAAGAGAUUGGACGUAUAACUGAACUAUCUGGAUUGACUAGUUCAAGACAAUUACAAUUUCAAGUACAAUAUUUAAUGCAUGGUACUGCUUAUGAAUUUCGUGUUGUAGCUGAAAAUAAGAAUGGUUUAUCUGAACCAUUAGAUACACAAGCUCAAGUGCAUCCAGCCAAAGAGACUAGUGUUCCAGGACCACCUAGAGGACCAUUACGUGUACGUGAAGUUCCUGAUAGUAUUGGGACACUGGAGUUGACUUGGUCACCACCAUAUGAGUUAGGAGGACUACCUAUACUUGGCUAUCAAUUAGAAAUACGUCAAGGACGUUCAUUUAAUUGGAAACCAUAUCCUUCAUCCAAUGAACUUGUUGCUUGUGGACCUGAAAAUAAAUUUCAACCGUCACAUAUUAUUACCGAUAUACAACCAAAUAAGGAAUACUUUUUCAGGGUGUCAGCUGUUAAUAAAGAAGGAGUUGGUUUACCACUCACUGCUGAUGAUAGUUAUGUAAAAACUAUUAACUUAGCCCCACCAAAACUUGUAAUGGGUCGUCGAAUUUCCCCCGAUGAAGCUGAAGAUCAAAGUCAUGUGAAACCAAUACUACAAGUUUCUUGGGAAUGGACUCCAUUAUUGGCAUAUGAACCACAACCAACAGGUUUUCAAGUGGAAAGACUUGAUAUUGAAUCUCGAGGUGGGAAGUGGGAAUCAAUUGAUUUUAUUCCUAUCAAUGAUCGUACACAAAGAAAUUAUAUUCACCAGUCCGUUUCACCAAGUUAUGAUGGGAGUUAUAAGUUUAGAGUAUCCACUGUAUACAACGAAGGUGCUAGCCAACCAGUUGAAACGGGUGUUGUAUUGGCAAGUCUUCCGACAACAGGACGAUCAGAUUCGACAACACCCGGUCACUAUGUACCUCCCGUUCCAUCUGUUUUGCUCAAAUCUGAUAGUAAACUGGGUUAUGAACUUGAGUGGGAGGCUCCAGAAGGACAAGGUGCUGAAGAUAUUAGAGGGUAUACGUUGGAAGAUUGGGAUUCAAGGAAACAAAAGUGGGCACCGUUAAUAGAAAUCCCAGUAAGUGCACCUCGCCAGUUAGUUUUAGCUGCAUCGCACACACCUGACAAAGACUAUAAAAUGAGAAUUAUCAGCCAUGGAAAAACUGGCAAGUCUAUUCCAACGGAAUUCGGACUAUAUCGGAGUCCGAUUGAGUCAAUCUCAUCAAGACCUCCAUCUAGAUCAUGGACAACACUACCAAGUACAUCAGGUCAUCCAAUUUCUACGAUGUCCUAUGAUAAAACUCAUCCACGAGCAGAUAUUGACGAUGAUUUUGACUUGGAAUUAGCCAUGAUUACGGGAGUUGAACCUGGUUCUGAUGAAGUAAAUGAGUUCAUUCGUUCAAGGCGUCAGAUGGUUCAAGAUAUGACGCAACGCAUGAUUACACCAUCAUCCCUAGGAAGAGUUAGUUCAUUAGAAAAAAGAAGACUGGACCUAGAUCGCACUGAAAGUUCACUAUAUUCGACUGGAAGGUUGACUUCUCAGUUAGGUAUUUCAUCCCCAGCCGGCCUUUAUAUUUCAGAUCAACUAAGAGGAGAAAUAGUAGGUCCGACAUCUGUCCAUCUCAUUUGGCCUGAACCAAGUGGGUUGUUAGUUCCAGAUAAAAUAGCUUUUUAUGACAUUCAGAAGUGGGAACCUGCUCAUUCUAAAUGGGUUUCUAUUGCCAAGGCUCCGUCUAAAGUUACAGACUUCACUCUAACUGGUCUCCGGUCAAGCGAUGAAAAUGGAUGGUGGUUCCGUGUAGUGCCCUUAGGCCGUGAUGCAGAAUCGGUCGGAGCACCGUAUCAAAUGGCUAAACCUCUUUAUCCACGACAUCAGCAUGCUACGGUUCCUUCUUCUGUUUGGGGUGUAGAAAUUUCUCCUGUUUUUGGUUCACAUAAGAUAGAUCAACGAACAAUUCAAGUUAACUGGAUGAAACCUAGCAAUGAUGGUGGUUCUGAUAUACUUGGUUAUCGUUUACUAAUUUAUGAUGCCGAUACUGGUGAUGACCAAGAGAUAAUUGUUUCUCCAAAAUUUUUAACUUCUAAAAUUGACUCUUUAGAAGCCUUUCAUGUUUAUAGAAUUACAAUUACUGCAUUUAAUCGUAUUGGUGAUUCUAUACCAGUUACUUCAACUGUACCAUUACAUCGUGAAACACCUGGCCUGCCGUCUCUACCUUUACCACCCAGUGAUUUCCGAGCUGUCUUAACAGAUCAUUUUAAUAAAGAAUAUACCAGUUGUAUUUUAUCAUGGAAACCUCCAUCAUUACUUCCAUCAUCACCCAUAGAUUUUUAUGUUAUUGAAAAAUGGAGUUCACAAUCUAAACAAUGGAUUCCAUUUAAAAAAGUUCCGUAUGAUGUGUAUGAAGUUGAAAUCACCCAUUUACUUGAUGAUGUAGAUUAUGGUUUUAGAAUAAGAUCACAAAAUGUCGCUGGCUUAAGUGAACCAUUAUGCUUAAACACUCAUAUUCGACCAAAUUUAGCCAAAGAAAAAGAUACUAAAGCGUUGCCACCACCAGCUCCUGGAGCUCCAUUAGAAUUAAAACAACUUCAUAUUAAUCAAAGUGUAUCAAAGUUGAAAGCAGUGACAGAGACUGCUAAUCGUGUGAUGGAACUAUGCUGGAGUCAACCUACUCUCUUAACAGAUGAUGUAGGUCCAGUUAGAGGUUAUGUUGUUGAGGCUAGAAGAAGAGGUCAGGAAAACUGGGCGCUACUUGGUCGGCUAUCUACUACAAGAGACAGACAUUGGAAUAUUGUAUUUGGUCCUCAAACUGGUGAUUAUGAUAGGAUCCCAAUCCUACCUCACUCUCGACCACCCUCAACUCUUGACGACUCUUCUGGCAAAUGGGAUAUGAGCUUGCCGCAAAUCUUUUCGAAGAGUCAUCCACCUCCAUCUAUGUUGCCAGGAGAACCAAAAGACUAUGAAUUUCGUUUAUAUUCAGAAAAUGAAUUCGGAGUAAGUGAACCAAUUUAUUUAAGACCCAAACUCAGAAGUCCUUCUUUGAUUUCUGAACCACAUUAUAAAACGAAAUCAGCUCUUGAGUACUACGAGUUACCAACUUACCUAUCACCUCCAAGGGGACCAGUUCGUAUAGAAGCCAGGCCAAAGUCUUCUUUGUACCAUGACAGAAUCCAAAGCGAUAAAGAUAUCACACCAGAAGAUUUGAUUUUGCAUUGGAAGCCUCCUUAUGAUACAACUAAUAUUUCUGGCUACGAAGUAGUUUAUCGCGCACCAUAUGAAAUGAAAUGGCAACCUAUAGGUAGGACAGGUUUAUCCGACACAUAUCUAAAAAUACCAAGUUCAUUAUUAAGUGAUUUUCCACAAACUGUUCAUGUUGGUGUACGUUCUGUUGGUGAUUAUAUUCCCAGAUUGACUGAUCGUCCAUAUUCUGAAAUAAUUGAAGAAGUCUUGUCCGUUCCACAAAGUGUGUUUACGUCAUCAUCUUACCAACCUAAGCCUUAUAAAACAGCAAAAGAUACAUUUAAUCUACGGGCUCCUUCAGAGGUUCGUGCCAGUGUUUUCAAAUACACUUCUGAAAAAGAUAGUCCCGAAGAAGUAGCUGUGGCAUGGCGCCCACCCAGCGUGAAAUCAGUGGAAAAACAUGGUUUGGAAAGUUUACCAGACUCUUAUUUAAUUUUAACUAGGGAGUUAGGUCAUUCUGAUUGGAAAGAAAUUCAAACUAUCCCUAGCAAUAUCACCAACACUCAUAUUAGAUCAUCUUUGCUACCACAAGGUCGAGAUAUAUAUAUUGGUGUGGCGCCUGUCCGUGGUAUUCAAAUAGGACCAAUUAUGUCUACUUUAGAUACAAUAAAGUUGUCAGAACCUGUUAGCACGGGAAGGCUCUCUUCAAGAAGUUCUUUACCAUUCAUUUCAGCUGAGCCAUUGAUUGUUUUACCAGAAGGACCAGAUGCAAUACGGGUUCAAUGGAAGCCUACAGAAGCGUUAAUUGGUAAAUUGCCUCAAAAAAGAAUUUCAGAUUAUCGAUUAGAAAUGAGACGCCAACAUGAAAUGGACUGGAAGCCCAUUGGAAUUCCAAAAUAUAUAGAUUUAUUGGAUGGAAUAUUACCCAUUUCAAGUCCAAUAGAAUAUAGACUGGAUAACCUAAAACCAGGUGAACGUGUAGAAUUGCGUGUCGCUACUCGACCAAGUCAUUCAGCCCCAUCGAUUCCUAUAACUGAUACCUUAUUUUAUCAGUUCAUUCCUCCUUAUGAUGUACCUUCAAAACCUGGAGGACCUUUAAUAAUUGAUAUAAUACCUACCUAUUCUCCAAUAUAUUCAAGAAGGCCAUCAUCUAUUCUAGAAAGGAUUGAAUCUCCGUUAUCAUUCUCAACAUAUACAACACCACAUUUGGACUCAAAAGGUAUUCAACUUAAAUGGCAUGCACCCAGUGACACAGGUGGUUUACCUGUCACAGAAUAUGUGAUAGAACGUCGUGGAGGUCCAGUGAAAAGUACCUCAAGUGAAUGGAUACCUGUGUUAUCUGUUUCAGGAGAGACGACUUCAGCAGUAAUUCCAUUUUCAAGUACUCUGACCAAUGUUCAUCCUUAUUCUUACCGUGUUCGAGCAGUCAAUCGUAUGGGUGCAAGCAGUCCAUUAGAAACUUCAAGACCAUUGGAUUUUGAGACAUCAGUGUUGGAUCAAGCUAGCAGACCUUCUUCUCGUGUUAGUUACCGACCACUACCACCCUCUGCACCAUCUGGACCCUUACGAUCAGAAUUUCUUCCUUUUGAUUCAGGUCUUCAUCUAGAAUGGCAACAUCCUCAAAAGAGUUCUUACAAAUUAGAUGAAUCACUGUCUAUGCCAUCCGCAUACGUAAUCGAAGCUACUGAGGCUAGCAGACCAGAUGCACCUUGGAUCGAAGUUGGCCGUGUCCCUGGUACUGUAACAUCAGCUGAUGUUCGAAUUUUGCCUACACUGUAUAGAAGAGAGUCGACGGAAAGUCCAUAUACACCAAGCUCAUACCACGUACCCCCUACUCUUCUAUAUCGAAUAAGGGGUGAAAAUGAGUUUGGUUUAAGCGCACCUCUUGUGACAAGAAUUGAGCCACCUGGUCAUCCUGUAUAUGAAUCCAAACUUGGUUUCGAGCACCUAAAAUUAAGCCCUGGUCGCCUUGAAGCUCGUUUACUGCCAAUGUCAUCAGAAUUUCAAUUACCUCAGAUUGAAUUACGCUGGCCGCCUCUUUCUCCAGAAUACAGAAGACAAAGUUUCCCAUCAUCCGCUGAUCGCCGACUUAUAACAACUCCCAUAACACCAGAUAUAAGUUACCUGGUUCAAGUUAAAAAGGCUGAAGAUAUCGGAUGGCAAACAUUAGCCACCUUACCAUACGGUCAAGAAAGAUUUACUUAUCGCCCCAAAGUAGAAAAAAUACUUCAGAGACCACGGUCUAGUUUGGGCUCAGUUCAGAGACCAGAAGAAAGACCAAUAUUUGAAGCUUACCAGUUCCGUGUAGCCCCAAGAAGUCAUUUCGGUGUUGGGAGAUUCAUAGAAUCGGAUGUAGUCAGCUGGGGUCCGUCUCAUUUACAAGUUGGUGAUUACAGAACAGUAAGCUUACCGGGACGUACUUCGAUGGAACUUAUGAUUCCGUCCGUUCCUCAACCAAUGAUACCUUCUCCUGAGCGUUUCCACUUGGUUGAUGUGUCUACCGAGUCAGCUGGUGAACAUAUACAAAACAGAUUGGGAAGUGUAACACUAUCCUGGCAUCCUCCAGCGGGUAUGUCUUCUACUUUACGCUCCACUUCAGAUUUCGUCGUUGAAUCAUGGCGUCCAGACAAACAAGAAUGGUGGCCGAUAGCAAGACGACCAGCUGCUAUCAGUGCUGAAUCUGUACCGGGCAGGUAUGAAAUAAGCGUCGAUCGUUUACCACUCGGACAAACUUAUCAUUUCCGCGUUCUGACGGAAACAAAAGAUGGUCGAAGUGAACCAGUUAUUCUUCCGCAACCUGUUUUCAUGCCACAAUUAGAUAAAGAAAAGAAAGAGAAACCAGCUCCACCUUCUCAUCUUAGAGUAUCAUUAUUAACUGGCAGUACAAAAGGUGCUUUGUUAACAUGGCUUCCACCAUCAACAGUAACAUUCUCAGGUCGACGUAGCAGUUUGUCAUUACGUUGUCCUCCAACUGGAUAUAUAUUAGAAUAUUGUACAUUACCAUCCACAGGAUAUGAACCAACUACUUGGAAACGUUUAGCAGUAUUGGAUGCUUGGGAAACAUCUUAUCAAACAACUGAUUUACAACCUGAAACUAGAUAUCUAUUUCGUAUAAUGUCUCGUGGACAGAUCACUGAUUCACCACGUUCUGUAACACCAUCAAGACUUGGAAAAGUUAGUCGAAGUACAAUGGAUUCAAGCGUUCUUAGUGAACCAAUCCAUUCAGAAAUAUUCGAAAUACCGAGAAAAACAAUUACUGUACCAAAAUUAACCGGUGAUUUAACAGUUAAAUCAACAACCAGUUUAUCUUCACUCUCACCAUCGGUUUCUUUACACUGGCAACCAAUUGACGAACCAUUAACAGGAUAUAUAUUAGAUUUAUAUGAUUUAAAAGAACCAACUGGUUGGAGAACAAUUACACGGAUUAAUACAACUGAAAUACGUCAUCCAUUUCAUGGUGUUACAGUAACAGGUCUUCUACCAGAUCAUUCUUAUCGAUUCCGUGUUAUACCAUAUAAAGAUGAUUUAUUUGGUCGACCAUUAGAAACAUUGAAAGCAUACACUGUUCCAAAAGCACUAAGACAUGAGGAUAUUGAUUAUGAAUCAUUAAUUAUUCCUCCACCUAGGGGUCCAUUAUACGUGGAACCGGUCGGUGGUGGUGUUUAUCGUUUAAGGUGGCAGCCAGUGCAACUAAGUGGAUUAACUGACAUUAUGCACAGACGUAAAUUAGAUGAAGAAAUUGAAUAUAUCAUUGAACAACAAACACCAAAUCGAAGAUUUUGGUUCGAAGUUGGCCGAACUCGUCUUACUGAUUAUGUAUUACCGAUUAACAGUGCUACAGUUAGAUUUCGUAUACGUUCAUCAUUAGCUGAUAUUUCGUCAAGUAUCGACAAACACACUAACUAUUCACUUUCAUAUGAUGGUCUUCUCUCCGAAUGGAUUCAUACAUUAGAUGACAGUUCACUAUAUGACAAUAUACCUCGUUUUGGGAGUCCAAAAAGACGAUUAUCUAGUGAUGAAGUUUUUGACAUAGGUCGAAUUGUUCCAGAUGGAUUACGCGUUCUUCAUAUUGGUCCAACUUCUGCCUUACUAGGAUGGAAUUCUCUUAGAAUAGAUGAAGAAACAUUACAUCCAUAUCAUCUUAUUUUAGAACGACGUAUCAUUAAUAAGUAUAAACCAAGUAUUUGGGAACCUGUAGCAAGAAUUCGUACUUCUGAUAAUUCAUACGAAGUACAUGGAUUAUCUUCUGGUACAACAUAUGAUUUUCGUUUAGUUGGAAUUGAAGAAUUAACUAAAACUCGAAGUACAAAAUAUUGUCAACUUUCAAAACCAUUUACAACUCUUGGACAAAUUGAUUCAUUUGAAGAUGAUAUAAAAAUGUUUUGGAUUGAUCAACCAAGAUCAUUGAAUGCUAUUAGUAAAAUUGAUGAAACUCAAGAAGGUAUUAUGUUAACAUGGAAAUCACCUGAAAUGCCUAAUCGUUUAGAUGAAAAAUUACUUUAUAGAAUUGAAGUAAGAGGUUUCAAUAUUUCAGGUGAACCAAUCACUAAUUGGAUUAAAGUUAUUUCAGAAUUAAAAACAACACAAUAUUUUAUUAGUUAUAAUAAAUUAGAUCAUUUAUUUAGUCAAUCAUCUAAUCAUUAUCAAAUUAGUAGUAUAUCAUCUAUAUCUAGAAGAAGAUAUAUAAGAUCCAUUGAUUUCGAUCAACAACAAUGGCAAUUUCGUGUAUUCGCUGAAUUAGAUAAUAAACAAAGUUUACCAGCUAUCACAACAACACCAAUCACAUUGAUUCCUCAAGCCAAACGAAGUCCAUUACGUUUUAUCAAUUUGAGAGAUGAUCGUAUUAUUUAUGCUGUUCAUGGGCAAAAAUUAGUUUUGUCUGUAGAAGUUGAAGGAGAGCCGAAACCAAAUGUCUUUUGGUAUUUAAACCACAUACAAAUAGACGAGAAAAUUUUACCUGGUUGUCGUGUGGCUCAAAUUGGUGUUGGUAUUUAUGAAUUAACUAUUGAAAAAGUACAACCAAGUCAUGCUGGUUUCUUAGAAUGUCGUGUAUGGAAUAUUUACGAGUCAAUAUCAGAAACAUGGGAACUGAUAGUUUCAGCGGUGCCACGAUUCUGCCGACUUGGAUGGGCUGCACAACCUCAUGAAUAUGAAUUAAGACAUGGAGACAGUUGGUAUCUACGUGUUCCAUUAGAAGGUUUAGAUUAUAUACAAGACCGUGAUUGGAUUACAAAAGUUUGGUUCGAACGUUUAAGUCAUUUAACUCCUGGUUUUUCAGUUGAACCGUUGGAAAAUCGUGUUCGACUAAAUCUAUCAUCUGGUUGUCGUUGGGUUGAAGUGGUUGUUGACAAAUUAAAUCUAGCUGAUAGUGGACUAUAUCGACUAUGGAUACAGAAUCAAGCUGGUCGAGAUUACGUUGAUUUACGUUUACGUAUUGCUGAUAAACCUUAUACUACACUACAGAAACCUCGAGUAAAACCACAUGGACCUGGAACACUACUUAUAGAAUGGACUCCACCUUUGAUUACUGAUCGUUUAGAAUCUCUAGUUAAAUUUACUGGUUAUCGUGUAGAGUAUCGUCGUGAUGAACCUGGAGAAGAUUGGUUCCUUCUUGGUACAACAUCUGCUGAUCAAACUUAUUUUAUUGCACGUAGUCAAUUAAGAAAAGGUGUAAAUUAUCGUUUCAGAGUACGUUUAGAAAAUUGGCAUGGAUUAGGACCAGCUAGUGAUGCAUCAGAACCAGCACAACUACCAGUACAUCGGCUUACAGAAGUUUUGGAUCUCAAUGAUAUGGAAUUCCGUCAUUAUACAGAUGGAUCAUUCGAUUCACGAUAUGACAUUAUUGAAGAGUUAGCUCGUACUAAAAAUGCUGGUCUUUAUAGACUUACUGAACGCUCAACUGGUCGUUAUUGGUUAGGAACUAUUAUAGACACAAGUCCAUCUGCAUUGACUAAACGCCCAGUUAGUGCUUUAGGUAAACGUGACAUUAGCUAUCCAGAAUUACCUCCACGUCCAGUUAGUGUUUUGGAAACUGAACGCCCUGUUCGUAGACGUGCUUCUUAUGAUAUAUCAAAGUAUACAUCUAGACAUGAUAUUACUGACUGGGAACAAGAGAAAGCUGAACGUGAACUAAAACUGCUUUCGCGUAUUCAACAAGAAAACUUUGCACAUCUACAUGAAGCUUAUACAGAAGCUAAACGUACUAUUUGUGUAAUGGAAGAUGUUACAUCCGGUGAUACAUUAUGGCAUCAACUAGGUCGACGUAUUACAGUAACUGAGCAUAAAGCAGCGGAUAUAUUACGUCAGUUAUUAGAUUUAACUGCACAAAUACACAAAAGUGGUGGUGUACAUCUUGGUUUACAACCAGAGAAUAUCUUCUUUACUGAUCAAUCUAGGCAACGUAUUGCAUUGGCUGAUCUAGGACAAAUGCAUGCACCAACUGUUGAUAAAGCUGUUCGUUUAUCAUUCCGUUCUAUGGUAUAUAUUCCACCAGAAUUAACUAAUGCUAUGCCAAUUAGUAAAUCGGCACGAGUUGGUCAAUCUGCUGAUAUGUGGUCAUUAGGCCUGUUACUUUACCAAAUGACUACUGGUGAUACAGAAGGAUCACCUGAACCAGAAAAACUUGAAAAGAUGCAUUAUUCACCAAAAAUGAUUGAUUUUACUAAACGUUUACUACAUUCUGAUCCAAAACAACGAAUGACAGUUCAUCAAGCUUUAGAACAUCCAUGGAUAACAAGUAUGACUAGUAAAAAGUAUGAUACAAUUGAACGAGAAGAUAAAGAAGAUCAAUUUAAAUCUAUUUCUUCAUCAAGACCAUAUUCAUCAAAUUUAUCUAAGAAUUAUGAAUCACAAAUACAAGAUGAAAUUCCAGAAGAUGAUAUUGCUGAACGAAUUAAUAAACGUGCAUAUACAAGAUUAUUACGUUGGUUAGAUGCUAGUUAUAUGAAUGAUAAUGAUGAUAUUGAUAUAAAUGAUACAUCAACUAUACGUAAAUUAUCAAGAGGUGGAUCUAUUCAUGAUUCAUGUCAUCGUUAUUAUUAUGAUUACCAAACAUCAUCAUCUAAAGAAUCUGAAGAGAUUAUUGUACAUGCAAGAAUUACACCACGUGGUCAAGCACCAGAAAUAUUAACACCUAUGGGUUCAGUAAGUGCUGCAGAAGGUAGUACAACAAUGUUACGUUGUGCUGUUUAUUUACCAAAAAUAAAAAAGCCAUCACAUCUUACAGAUCAAUUAAGUGAUUUACAAAUUCAUUGGUCAUUAAAUGGUCGUGAAUUAAAUAUUGGUCAUCCAUUACCAUCAUUAAAAACUCCUUCUACACAACAUUAUGUAUGUACUUAUGAUACUGAAACAGGUGAUAUUAAACUUUAUAUUAAUGAUGUUACAAUAUAUGAUGCUGGAACAUAUGAAGUGACCAUCAUUGGUCGAUAUGGUCAAGUAUCGGAUUCAGCUAAUUUGAAAGUUUAUGAAUCAACAACUCAACGUUCAAGUAUUAAUUCUGAUUUAUAUGUAACAAGUGAAUUAGGUGCACGUAUUCUAUUACCAUUAGUUGAUAUGACAUGUACAACUGGUGGUAAGAUUCAAAUGAAAGCUAAAGUUUGUGGGAUACCAAUUCCUCGAUGUACAUGGUUACAUAAUGGUGUCCCAUUAACAGCUUCAUCACGUAGACGUUUCUAUCAAGAAGAUAUGAAUGGUACAUCAUCUUCAGAAUUAAUGUUAAAACUUGAAAUAUCUGACAUUACAAUAGCUGAUGCUGGACUUUAUUCUUUAGUAGCUACUAACAAAUAUGGAUCACAAACAUGUUCAGCUGUUAUUGAAGUAUUUGCUUCUCUUGAGGACGGUUCAGAAGCACCACAUUUUCUGAAAGAAUUAACAAGUAUUACUGUUGUUGAAGGAAGUGCUGCUCGUUUUGAAACAUGUGCACGUGGUCAACCAGCACCAACUGUACGUUGGCUUAAAGAUGGUAAACCAUUAUUAACUGAUGGAAUACGUUUAUGUGUAUCACAAACAUCAACUGAAAGAUCUGGUACUAAUACAUCUAGUCAUACACUUUUAGUUAAAGAUGCUAUAACACGUGAUAGUGGAACAUAUACAUGUAUCGCAACAAGUUCAUCAGGUACUGCUAUCACUGAGGCAGCAUUACAUGUUCGUGGUUUAUUUGGUCGUGGAGGUCAUACUGGCUCAGAUACAAUUAAUAGUGGUGGUAUUCGACAUCGUCAUCCUGAAUUUACUCGUCGUUUACGUAAUCAACAAGUUGAUUUUGGUAGUACUAUACGAUUAGCUGCAUCAGUAUUAGCUCAACCAUCAGCUACAGUGGUAUGGCAAAAAGAUGGUAUAGAAAUUUUAACUGAACCAUCAGAUGAUCCAAGAAUUACUGCUAAAAAUCAUAGCGGUCAUUUAGAAUUACGUAUUGAAAAUGUAUGUAAAGAUGAUUUAGGUCAAUAUACAGUGAUUGCAUAUAAUUCUGCUGGUGAAGCUCGUUGUUCAUGUAUUCUACAAGGUACAACAAAAAUGGAAAUACAAGUACCUAAAUUCACUAAAGAACUUCGUGAUUAUACAAUACUAGAAGGUACUAAUUUAUGUUUAGAAACUAUAGCAAUUGGUGAACCAAUACCUGAAUUCAAAUGGGAAAAAGAUGGUUUUGAAAUUCUUCCCGAUGAAUAUGGUCCACCACGUAUUACACCUGGUACAAAUGGCAGUGGUUUAGCUUAUUUACGCAUUCACAAUGUCCGUAGUUCAGAUGCAGGUUUGUAUCGUUGCAUUGCAUACAAUAGAUUUGGUCGUGAAAGAACAACUUGUAUUGUUCACGUGGAAUCAAUCAAACAAAAAGGUGUACAUCGAUCAGAUAUGAUGAAUGGAUCAUUUACUUCGAAAAAAGACACAGAUUCUUCUUUAGCAAUGUUAUCUGAGAAUGGUAUUAAAGCAUCACCGAGGGAUCAUUCAGAUUCACCUAGAUUAACUGGAUAUAUUAAUGUGUUACGUCCAUUGCCUAAGACUGUUGAAGUUGAAGAAGGCAGUCCUAUUGAACUGACAUGUCGUGUUGAUACAAAUUUACAUUACAUUCCUACAUGGAGUAAAUCAGGUCGAACUUUAACAUAUGAUGGUCGUAGAAGAAUUACUCGUAGUAAAGAUGGUGAACUUACAUUAGCUAUUGAUCAAGUUAUGUCUAAUGAUGAAGGAUCUUAUACAUUGACAUUAGAAGCUUCUGAUGCAAAUGCACCAAAAAAUCUAGAACCAAUUGUACUUUGUACUCGUGUUCAAAUUAAAUCAAAACAAAGACCACGUUAUGAUACAGUUUCACAUGGAUCAUCUCGUGCUAAUUCACGAGCAACAAGUGUUUCAAAUGGUCGUACUUCUAGAGAACCAUAAUAUUCAAUUAUAAAAUAAGAAAGUCUAAACCACAAUUAUCAUGUAUUCAUAUAUGAUAUUUGUUUAUAUUGUUUCAUCAUCUAAGAUACAUAUAUAAACCAUUUUAAGUCUUGUUUCUAUAGCAACAGUUUAUGUUAUUGAUGGGAAUCAAUGUGAAUGAACUAUUCAAUUAACUAGGACUCAACUGCUUCUAGAUCUAAUUUUUUUCUAUAAAAAAAAACAAUUAAGUAAAUGGAAAAUCUUCAAGAUUUCGAAGUUUUCGUAUUCACAUCAUCAAUUUUAUGAAGAUUUUUUCUUACUUGUUAAACAUUGAUACUACUAAUUUUGUUUGUUCACAUAUAUAUUCAUUUCUGUUUAAAAAAAAGGAUUAAACUUGAUGUAUGAAAAGAACUAUACAUAUAGUAUUCGUUUCUUUUACUUUGUUUAAUACAAAUCAAAUUUAUUGUUGUACACAUCCCUUUAAAGUAUUAACUACUACUACUACUGCUGUUACUAACACUAUUACCACCACUAAUACUACUACUACUACCACUACUAUCACCACUACUACUACUACUACCACUACUAAUACUACUAUUACUACUGCUACCAUUCUAUCUAACUACUUAUUUAAUGAUAAAUGCAUUUAUUAGUUUACAAUAAUCGAUAUGUAAGAAUAUCCCUUUUUGAGUAUAUUACAUUUCAUUAAAAUAUCCUAAUCCCUCCUAAUGCCUUCCCUCCUUCCCCACAGCCCCCCCCCUUCCUCAUUUAUUUCAUUCAUCCUUUCACAAUUUAUUAAUUUAGAGAAAUGAAUGUAACUAAGGAAAAGAAAAAUUUAUAUGUAUCUCUAAUGAAAAAUAACGCAUUAUGAUUAGUUUUUAUUUAUAAUCAAUUAGAAUGUUUACAAACUUUACCAUGAAUUUGUUUGUUUGUUUUUCUUUCCUUUUUACCUUUAUUGGUAAUGAUUACGCAACCUUAUUUACUGAUUGGAAUUAUUUAAUGAAUCAGUGAAAGAAAUGCUGAAAUAAAUCAUUUGAUAAUUAAUUGAUUAUUAUUAUUAUUAUCAGAAGGG